GUUUGGUUGUUUUACUCGUAGAAAUAAGUACACAGACCCCUCGCUUUUUUUUUAUUAUUGCUCCCUGGCAGCUCGCUUCCGUUGUGGCUUUUUUUAUUUGCAACCUUUUAUUUUCGCAGUAAGUAACUUUUUUUUUUUUUUUGCAUCACCGCUUUUUUUGCGUUGUUAACUUCCAUUGUGGCUUUUAAUUUUUUUUAUCUGCACCGUUUCUUUUUUUAUUUGCAGCAGGCUGCAGUUUCUUUUUUUUUUUCUUUCUUUUUUUUUUGCAUCAGUAAUUUCUGUUGUGGCUUUUUUUUUUGCAUUCUUUUUUAUUUGCAGCAGUGGCUGUUCUGGGCCACCGUAUUAUCCAAUGCACAAGCCAUUUCAUUGACACUGCUAAAGUUCUGUAAAUGGGCUUGUACGCGAACUUGUGGGAAGUAAAUGUGUACCAUCACGGUGUCCCACUGCAGUGAAGUCAGAACAGCAAGUUUUAAGCCAGAUGUCUCUUUCCAACUUUGCACCACGCUCCUCCAGGAGGAAGCCCUGGGAAUUAUGGGAAGGUUGCAAAAGGAGACACGUUAAGCGUCCGCGCUGCCAGGUGGAGGCGAUGUCGCUCCUCCUCUCUGCUUCUUUCCUCUCCUCCUCCUCCUCCUCUGCUCUGAUCGGCCAGAGCUCUCAGUCUGCUGGGUGAGAUCAUUACCAGACACCAGGCUCCGGGACCUGACAUUCACCGUGUAAAAAAGCAGAGCGAGCGAGAGAGAGAGGGACAGAAGGAGAGAAAAACCCCGAUCCGGUGCAAAGGACGAAGGAAAGCGACCUAACCCACGUUCACCUUUCUCGGAUCCUCGGUCUCGUGGAGUGACGGCGGAAAGCGCGGUCUUGUCACUGACAUUUUCCCGCUGGAUUUGGGCUUGUAGUCAGUCGUAUGCGGGCUUGUUUUGACUGCAGUAAUAGUCCUACUCCCCCCUCCUUCUCCUUCCCCCAGCAGAGCAGCGGAUUUGCGAGGGAUCUGAGCGCCGUGCAGCUCCCCGAGUGACCAGCAAUCCUGCAGGGCACUGAAGACCCUCUGCAACGCCGCGGAUUUCAACCACACGAGUCAAUCCGCUGGAGCACUCAAAGAUCUCUUUUCUGACUAGAACUGGACACAAGCGCCAAGUUUCCGAUUGGAUUUUCCUCCCUUGUACGGCUACCUUCCUCGCUCCUGUCAUCAGAUCGGCUGCAAAUCCUAUUUUCGCAUUUUUUUUUCUCUCUCUCUUUCCCAAAAGCCCUGCUGACGCCAUUUUCCUCGGGGUUUUCUGUCAAAAACAUAUCUCCAUAUAUUGUGGCACCGUUUGACAGCUCCCCGGGAGGCUGUCAUCCCAUCCGUCGCUUACGAAAAAUGUGUCUAAAUGGAUUGUAAAUGAUAUUGAUAAAAUAUUUACACGUUAGAGCCGAGUGUAUGACAACAUUAGACAUGGGUAAGUAGUCCCGGUUGACUGGCCACAUUCCAUACCUGAAUACACCUCUGCUUUCAAUGUUUUCAUGUGUUUAAUGAGCUGCUGCUGCUGUGCCUCUGAUUUAUAUCUUCACCUUUUACAUGCUAACCUGACAUGUAUCAUAUUUAUAUCAUGUAUGUGCCGUUUUACCAUGAAUUUUUCACAUUUCUUCGAGUCACAUGCCAACAAAUUCGACUUAGCACACGCACGCGCCGACAUACUCAGUCCACCACGCGCACAGUCUCGCACGUACACACAGACCAUCCCAAACAAUGCUCCUGCACGGGGUCUCCAGCUAUUAUUAUUAUUACUGUGUGUAAUACCUCGUUAAUUAGGUGGCGGUAAAAUAAAACACCUAAUUAGGUCAAUGGGAUAAAGUGUCCACUACACGUUGAUCAAGGAGCUGCUCAAACACCUGCUCACAUGCUUAGCUCAGUGUUUUUUCUAUCGGGGUGGACCUCCUGCUUUCUUCAUUGACAUUGAUAGUCCAUCACAUAGUCGGUGACAUGCUGGAGAUUGUUCCCUCUUCAUUCUGUCAUGAUGAGCUUUGACACAUUUGUCUGUCCAUUGACAUGUAUGAAGACUUGGUGGUAGGAAGUGUUUUCAUUUCUACCCGUUUUGAAAAAUGUCCAUGACAAACUGCUGUGGAAGUUUUGAACUUAAACACAUUGUGCAGAGUUUGUCUCAUGUUCUAGAUUUAAUCACCUGCCAAUGUUUUGUUUAGUUGCAGUACUGAUAGCUCUACCAAUCGCCUAUUCUGAUAUACCAAUUUUGGUAUCUACCUGCAAUGUCAACAAAAAUGCACCGUCAAUGUACCAGUCCAGUAUCAUUACCUAAUAGCCACUUGACCAAAGAAGUAGCUACACAUGUGACAAAACAAAAAUAAACAACAGUAUGGUGCUAAAAAGGAAGCAAAUUUGUCAAUGCUACCAAUGAGUCACCAAUCUUUCCUCUUUUUUAGCAUAGUCCCAAAGUUUAAGUAUCAGAGAAAAAAUGUGGUAUAAAAGCACCUCUUAUUGACAUUUAUGCAUCCUGGUAUGUGGCUCCCCCAUUCCACAAUCCUCCAGCUUGUUAUAUAUAUCAAUGGCUGAUCACUUCACUUGUAAAAGUGGACCAAGGUGUUUGGGUUGAAAACUGCAGGAUGUCAGUGUUAUCAGUAGCCCCCAGAAACCCCAGUCACAACCACAAGACCGCAAGAUAAAUAGACACGUCUGAAUGAGUCAGGGAAAGUGUGGAGACAUGGUCCGGUCUGUAGGAUAUAUGGAAAAGGAGGUGAGGAAAUGAGCACUUGAUGAACAAGGAAAAAAAAGAAGAGUCCCAAAUACAGAGGCAAUUGUAAGAGAAGUGUGUAACCAAGUGGAAAGAAAUUGGGUUGAGGGAUGGAUAAUAGAGCUGAUGGAAACCAUCGAUCUUGUCAUGUUAACAGGUUUCUGGGGUUUGAAGUGGAAACUCUGGCAGCAUUUCUGUGGCGUAAGAGUAUGAAGAAGGCUAUUAAAACCCCCUAUUAGGUAAUGAGAUGCCCAUGCCACCUUUAAAUUAAAGCAUGAGAAAUCGAUUAGGUGUAUCCCCCCUUCUGAGUUGGAUACCUUGGGUCGAAACAGGAUCACAGAGAGAGGGAGGAGGGAAUGUGAACAGGAUCCAAGGACAAAUCUAACUGUUGGCAGGCACUCUUAACGGAAUAUCAGCACUGGAGCACCUUUUGGCAGAGCACACUGAAAGAGUGAGCGAGCGAGAGAAGGAGGGAGAGGGGAACGGAGAGAGGUAGCAGAGAGAAGAGGGGAGAGAACAGAGGUUGGGGGAAAGGAGGGGGUGAGUUGAGGGGAAGGAGGAAGACAGUUGGGGAGGUGUUUUUUGCUGACAGCCAUUUUGUGGCUUCUGCUGCAGUUAAAAUGGUUUAACAUUCAUCUGCUUGUGCAGAGGUAGUUAGGUGAGGAUGUUUUUAGUGCUACCUGGCAUAUGGCUCAUUCAGAGGAGUGUGUGUGCACUCAACUGCGCAAGACCAUCAUUUUCUGUUACGGCCGCCACACAUGGUUCUUUAUGAUUGUCCUUCUAGCUGAGUACAUGCCUGUGCCAUCCAUGCCAAGCAGGAGAAAAAAGGAUUUUUUUUUGUUUUUUGCUAUUUCAUAAAAGCAAAUCAUAAUGCUCUCCAAAAAAAAGAGCAUUUAUCUUUGAAAUGGACAGGUAGAAAUGUUGCUUCCUUCACCUUGCUCUGUGCUCUAAGGCAGAGGACUAAUACACUCUGUGUCAGACAAGUCAUGUCCGCACCUUUAGAUUUGGGAGUACCACAAGUCCGGGGUCUUGUUUUUUUUUCAUUUGUCUCCAACCAAAGAACUGAUCCUUUUAGAAACAUUGGUGUACGUGAUUGCUCUUUCACUGAAGGGCUGGAAAAAAAGGGGGAAAAAGAGAUAAAUGAGAAAUGAAAAUGGACGAGAGACAAUGUUCAUCAUCCCUCUAAGGUACUCAUCCUCUGCCAGGAGUGGUUGAGACACCACUCCACUCUUACAUCAAAGGAGAAGACAAAAAGACUCUUCACCUUGUGCAAUCACGCAGACGCUUGCUGUGCUUCUGGGUGUGUGAAUGUGUAAGUCAGUGAGUGUGUAUGUGGGAGCAUCUGUCUGCAUGUGUGUGUGAGCUAUUUGUGAGUCCACCUCAGGCACUGGGCUGCUGGGUAUGCAGCCUUAAAAGGUUGUGUUUCUGCUGCCAUCUCUCUCUCUCCCCCUGUCUCUCUUUCUCUCUCUCUCUCUCUCACACUAACACUCAGUCUACCUCUGUUUUGUCUGUGUGUCUGUAUCAUUCUCCAUCUCUGCUCUGUCCGUCUGCACUCCAUUAUCAGCGCUUUAUCAUAAUUGUUUUCAAAGGAUGAGGCAAAGUGUCUCAUUCACAGCCUCUCACAUCCAGCACAGGGAGCGACCUUAUGCUAUUUGAGAGGGAAGCUGCCUGUUAGCGCUGCUAGUUUUUGAGAACAUAAUAAAGCUAUUUAUGCAGUGAGUCUGGCCUCUUACAAUCACCCUGCUGUCUGAGGCUGCUCGAGGUGUGUAUGUGUGUGUAAGAGCUAGAGAGAGAGGGAGAGGAGACAGGGAGGCUCAGGCUGGGCGAGGGAGGCCCGAGGAGGGGUCAGUCUUACAUAAACUCUCAGCUAACAGAGAGCUAAUGCAGCUUGGGGCACAGAGCAGGGAGGGAGGAGAAGUAGUCAUGACAAGGCUAAGUAGUUUAAACAGUAAUGGCCCAGACUGAAGAUCAUACUAAUAAAUGACGCCAUUUUGUUGUCAAACAGGGAGACAGUUGAUAGAAGAGUCUCAAGAGCACCACUCAGAGCGGAUUGGUCUCUCUCUCUUUUUUUUUUUCACGUGCAUGUACGAGUAUGAUGUUGUGGUUGGCAGCUGUCUCUUUUUCCUGUCAUUGUCCCUCGGUCACAUGACACACGGGGUGGCUUUCACACAUGCCAUGAGGCCGAGUCACUGCGCUGACAUUAGGGACUGGGAGGAUCCUGGAGAGCCAAAAAAGGUCAUGCGGGCACUUGUAUGAUCAGAGACAGAGUGUGAACCUUCUGUCUUUUGUGUCAGCCUGUAAAACUUUGAAUACCUUGAAGUUAUGAAGGAGACUAGUGUCGGGGUUUUGCAUGAUUUAGCCCAUCAAAUGCAAAAUGCCUUUACUGGACAUUACCUCUGACUAAUUUACAAAGCAAACAGUACAUUUUUGAGGAGGUAGUUUCUCGAGUUAAACAGAGAAUUGCAUCUUUUUUUCUGAUGGGUGAUAUAUAAAUUAAACAUCUAGGCUCCUGUUUUCUGCUGAUUGAUGUAACCUUUAUCAUCUUGUGGUUGUGGAGAAAAGAUCUGUUUGUAAGAUUUUUCUCCAAUAGAAGAGUUCAAUCAAGGAGGCGCUGGCAACUGGGAUUCUCAGUUGUCAAAAAUCACUGCACUUUAAAUCUUUCUUUUCUUGAAAUUCUAACAGAAAAAACAACAGAAGUUCAGAAAGACUGAUGGGAAUUUGGUAGUAUUUCUCCUUCUAAUAAGUUCGGUGUCAGGUAGCAUGAAUGCAGGGUUGAAGGGUUUCUUAAGUGCAACAACAAGGAAUAAUCUUCAAAAUAACUCCUCCUUGGAGAUGAACAACUAUGUGAAAAUAAAUUGAUGGCUUCAUGAAACAAAGCAAACUUAUUAUUCCAGCAAGUUUAGUUAUUCUUCAUACUGCAUUCAUUGAAUGAUAAUGAAAAACUUCCAGUCAGAAUUCACUUUUAAGGUUUGGAUUUUUCUGGUGAUGAAGCGAUUUGGAGUUGGUAGGCUUAAAUAUGCCAAACCACUAUUUUCUCCCUUUAAGCCUUUUUCAUACUUAAACAGCAUGGGGCUACCAGGACCUACAUCUAAGACAUGGUGAGAGUCCGCUUUGAAAGUCUGUGGUUUUAGAUUGGCAAACUUCAGAGUUGAGGAGAAACGUUCCUUUUCUUUUUCGUUUAAUCUUGCAAAAGCAGAAGAAAAACUUUGACCUCAGGGUUCAACAGUGUUUGUGUGCAGUCUUAAACUGCUGUGGAUUAUGAUUAUUCAAUCACACUGUAAGCACAGGAGGGUGAAAUGGUCAGCACAACAGGGAGAUUUUGGGUUCAAGCCUUGCAGGGCUUUUCUUUCCAUUUCUUCCAAAUAAUCGCAAAGGUUUCACGGUUCUGAAUUUUCAUCGUGGAUUUGAGUGUGAAUGUGUCGGCCUAUGAUUGACUGGCGACCUGUCCAUGUUGUACCCAGCUCAGUUCUUCUGACCCCCUGGGAUCCUAAAGGAUAAGCAGGUAUAGCAUGUGCUGGGAGGUAUUAUGAAGGGGAUCAGCUGUUAGUACAGUAGUGUCGGCUGGUACAGCAGGAGACAUUCACUCACAGUUAGUGUAAAAUACCAUCAGUAACCAUGUCAGACGGGGUAUUAGCAGGGGGUAAUUCUAUAUUGCCCCCAUCAUGUUGGGUAAUACCAUAUACAGGUUUAUAUGCUGUAAACCUUUUGUGUUCUCAGGUGGUUGUAAACUGCAGUAGGCUGUAAGCUUUUAUUUGAGUCAUGUCCGCAGGUAGUGGUCCAGUUGAGGUUCACAUCAGUGUAAAAGGUGUUGGUCGCAGCUCAGUGUGUCAGACGGCAUUCCCCACUUCCAGCUCAGUCAUGCCUCAUGUCAUAUUGACUGAUGAGAUUCCCUGGAGCUGUAGUAAGAAGCGUAGUCCAGAGUUUAUUUGGGUUCCUCUCUGUUCAUGUGGAAGUAAGCCUGAGUGAAUGCAUAUGUCAGUAUGUGUACUGAUGGAGGUCUGUCAUGUAAAUCUCUGUCUGCAUGUGUAAUGAUCCAAAAAGGAAAAGAAAUCCUUCAACUCUGAUAAAUGGCCUCUACAAUCUUUUCUUUAGAUAGCAGCAGGAGGGAGGAAGCGUACUCAGUGACAGCAACUCUGUCAUCCCUGUGUACUUUUAUGUGCGUAACUGUAUUUUGUUUUUCAUGCUUGUGUGUAUCAAUGCCACUUCAUGCAUGUGUAAAACAGUUCAGACACUAGUUUUUCCAGACUAGCUCGUAAACCACAUCUGGGGAAAGAAUUUAGAUUCCUUCCCUCCGUCUUUCUAUGCUGCCUUCACUUCUCCCCAUGUGUGAUUCCCUCCCUCCUCUGCUGCUCUGCUCUGCUGAAAAAGAAAAAGAAAAAAAAAAACAUAAGCCAGCUUCUUGUGUCCUCAGGCUAACUUCAGCCUGGUUUUAGAGCAGAGAAGAGGAAUGUCUUAUUUUGUGCUGAUCACUCUGGUGUCUGCACGGCUCUGCUUUGGAUCCAUCCCGGGGAUAGAAUAAGGGACGACAGGAGGGAGAGGGGAUUAGCAAAGAGUAAGUGAAGAAGAGAGUUGGAGACGAAAGAAAGGCAAGUGGGUGUCAAAACUGAGUUUGUUUUUGUGAGGUUCAGAAUGCAAAUAAGAGUGCGGCGGCAUACCUCCACAGCUCUGUGCAGCCUGUGUGUGUCUUCAUACAUAACAGGCACCUAAUGAUGUUGAUGACAGCAAACAGGCCUGUGCUGAAAGCUCGCACUGCAGUGGAAGCUAAAGGGAUGACAGGACUCUUUUUUUCGGUGUUGGUUUUUCAUAAUCAUAUCUUUCACCUGCUCUCUCCACAGACUGUCCCUGGCUUUGCCGUGUUCCUGCGGGACAUCCAACCCAACCACAGUAGCUGACUGACAACAACCAACCAGCCCCGACUGACCACUUUACCUUCCUUUUGGCUGGGUGCCACAACUUCCCCUAUCCUGAUCGGCUCAGGCGGGAGUGUGGAUGGAGCCAAGGGAUCUGGUUGGCUCGGCCCGACCCAAAGAGGUGGAGUUACAGGGAGGCAGGGUGGGGCCAAAUGAAGGGGACCAGCAAGGAGCAGGGGGCAUGGGAUCGGCGCGCAAUGAUGAUGUGAUUAAUGGCGCCAUCAGCGAAGGGGAGGGGUUAGAGGAGCAAGGGGAGGGGCUUCUGGAGGAGCAGGAGUUCUCCAUCAAGGAAGCGAGUUUUCAGGAAGGAAGUCUAAAGCUGAAGAUUCAGACCACCAAACGCCCCAAGAAACCCCCCAAAAACCUGGAGAACUACAUUUGUUCACCUGAAAUCAGGAUGACCAUCAGGCCACCGGUCGGUGAGAGCAAAGGGGGUCGGCAGGGACGGACAGGAGCUGGAGCGACAGCAGGAGGAGGGCAAAAAGAUGAAGAACGAGGACCUCCAAGAAAGAGAGUAAGUUGGGCGGCUGCUCACAUGUACAGUUUUUAAGAGCAAAGAAAGACACUGUGGUGGUGUGUGUCUUUUUGGAAGUUUGGUGUUUCAUACAGAGAGGAACUCCUGUGGCCUCUGAUUAGCUCAACUUCUCUGAACAUAAGAACACUGUCUCAUCAAAAUCUGCACCUCUCACCGCACCUCUUGCUAAGUUGCUUGUUUCCCUGCUUGGAUGCACAGGGUCAAAGUUUGCUGCGUAAUUGAAACCAGUCAUGGCGAGAUGAGAUCACACAGUUACACACAACCACACACACAAGAACACAACCCACACACGUUCACAGACACACACAGAAGCUGAGAAUAGGGCUGACAUAAGCAAGUGACAGCUGGUGUCUGCUCUCUCCAUUUGUGGUUGCAUUCACAGAGACCUUUCCUCUCUCCUCUCCUCUCCUCUCCUCUCCUCUCCUCUCCUCCUGAUUAAAUCAUUUCUUUUGAGUCACACCCCCUUCACCCCCUCUCAGACAUCGCACCCUCUAAACUGGUGUUUGGUUUGUGUGACACUGUGUAGGUAGUACAGGUCCUUUGGGGAAACCAGUGUUUUCAGGGUGUGUUGACCUACACAGUCUGGUUUGUGUUUGUGUGUCCAAACCUGACAGCCAUCCCCAUGUCUCAGAGCUCGGCGGGCCCAGCAGGUGGAAAGGUGUCUUGUUGUCAACAUGAUGUUGAGCUGAUUUGUACUGUUAGGCUUCAGUGUCAUGAUUGAACUCAAAACACAGGAGGCAUAUGAGGACACAGCACUGCAUUAUUGUUACUCUUACACAUGAUAUAGUCUCAUACGGCCAGAUCACGUCUAUGUAUCAUACCAGAUCUAAUCUUAUUUUCGUGAAGAUAUUAAGUCUAUAAAAUCAGAUAAUGAAAUGAAAUACAGCUGUCAGCUAAUUACCGGCUGCAUACAGCUCAUACUCUCAUCAAAGCUCCCUGUAGUGUCAUAAAACUACGGCGUAUUAAUGUAUCAUAUCAAUGUAUUAAGUGUUCUUUGCACAACUGCCUUAAAAUUCUUGGAGUAGAAAUUAUUAUUAUGAAAAUAAAAAAUUAUUUUGGUGUAAUUUUUGAUAAUGCUUCAAAAGCUGAAAUAGAUUGGCUACCAAUGUAGCUCUCCAUUUAGGCAAACCAGGAGUUAAAAAAUAAAGAUGAAAUCAGUCAAGUAUACGCCGUACCUACACUUCUGAGUAUGUUCCAGACAGAAAAUUUCAACUCAGCAGGACAAAAAAAAGAAGUUGGCGACGUGCUUUGUCAUUCGUAGACUCUGACGUCAGGUAGACAUUUUCUGCCAGUCAUCUACAGGAUGUGAUUUCUCACUAAAAGUCAACUAUGAGUGUGUUUGUUUCCACAUCCUGGCUGUAAUACUGAACCUCACACCCCAAAAAAGGGGGCGACCAUUUCCAAUCCGGCGCCAUUAGUCCUCCCCCUGUUACAGUAUGAUUGACAGAGGUUGUCAUAGUGACAGGGGAAGCAAGCCGCUCUCUAUUGAGAUUUUAGGUUAGAGGGGGAGGGGUUGGAGGAUGUGUUGGUGUUGAUUCAGAUCAGUUUCAAUCCUUCAUCCCCUAUGCGCUGUCCCUCAAUCACACCCCCAACCUCCCACUACCCCUUUCUCCCCCCCCCCCACAUCCUUUCCCUCCAUCCAGCCAUCACCUGCCACCCCAAGGGUGUAAUACAGGCGGGCGCAGUAGAGAAGAACGGGUUAAAGAGAGAGGCUGAGCUGCUCUCUGUCUACCUCUCAUAUAUGUGUGUGUGUGUGUAUGUGUGUGCGUGCAUGUGUGUUGAGGUUAAAUACUCUCUUUGUGGUGUGUGAGGCUGUGUGUCAGGAGGGGAGGGGGAGGUGAGAGGGGGAGCAGAUGGACAGCCUCUCUGCUAUAUUGUGUUCAUAUCCACUCUCUCCCUCUUUCCCUCUUUAUCUUUCAUCUGUCCCUCUUUCUACACUCUUCCUCCUCACUCUUUUCUUCCUUCUUGUCUUCCUCUUAUUUUUUAACUUGAUCUUUUUCACUCCUCUUUUCUUCCUCGUCCUCCCUCUUUCAGCCUCUGUUGUCUUGUGGCAGAUGGCAGCGUGGGGCAGCGGCAGCAGCAGCAGCAGAAGAGCAGAAGCCAGAGUGUGAGCAGGAGAUGGGGGAGAAGGGAAGGGGGGGAUGUGGAGGAAAGAGUAGGAGAAGAAAGGAGGUGGGGGUCAGGCAUAUGGAGAGCCUGGUUAAGGGGCCCCCUCUGAGGGAGUGUGUAUGUGCGUGUGGUAGUGCGAUGAAUAGAGGAGGGGGAGAGGCAGGAUACAAUAGAUGCCCAUUAAGACAGAGAUUUGACUCUAAUAGACGGAGAAGAGGAGAGACAGACAGACAGAUAAGUAGGCAAACAUGGAGAAUGGAGCAAAGAAAGACACAGAAAUAGUGUUUUUUAACCAUUCUUUCUUUUAUUGCAGACACAAAUCAGCUGUCACAGCUUCUCUUUUUGUUUCCUUUUCCUCACAAACUUUUGUUCCAUCAAACUUUUCACUUAUUCAUGUGGGCGAUGGCCGUGUUUCAGUAUUACGAAUAACAGUCUGCAGGAAAAACUUCAUUAAGUUAGUAAACUUUUGCAAGUGGCACUGUCACCAUCACUAGGAGGUAAGAUAAAGUGUAUAUUGAAACACAUACCUGUUCAAGAAUCACUUCACAUUAACUACAUCCACCCCCUGCCACCAUGUCUUAAUGCACAGUCUCUGAAGAAUGAAUGACCCAGAAAGUUUUAAUCAUAGUUCAAAUGUAAAAUACCAAACAUCUGACAACUUUUACAAACAUUUACAAACACCAGCAAGCCAGUAAAGUUUAUUAUCCUCACAUUAAUUCACCACAAGCAGAUUAUUCUUCAGGGAGUUAUUAGUUUAAAAUAUCGGAGUAUACAGGCUGACAUAUUUAGUGGUACCUGAUAACGGUUUCAGGCAGGGACUACCUUAAAAAAACUAUGAUUUAAAUGAAGAGUGCACUGAUGCGUCCUUUAAACAUGGCUGAUGUUUAUACUUAGGCAAACCUCACAGACAGAGAGGAACUAAUAGCAACAAUCUCAAAACACCAGAUCACAUAACUCAUUUGAGAAACAGGCGAAAAGGUUUCCAAAGAGGCGAUGCAAUAAGCGUGAGUGUUGGAAUCUGAAUUCCAGCUGGAUUGAAAUUUAAAACGAUGGUGUCAGCGUAAUCCCCGCUUUCCACAAUGAAUGCAUCUCUGAUUGAAAUGAAAACAGAACGCAAUAAGUCAAAUUUUAUCGAUGCAAAAAUCAGUCACAGGAGUCCACACCUGCCAGGAAUGACAGAUUUACCGCUGACUAUAAAUGAAACAGCUGAGUCUCUUUAACAGAGGGAGUAGAGAGCGAUUCAAUAAGGGAGUGAUAAGAGAGGAAAAAGGUACAUGUUCCAGCUCUUAACAUGAUUGUUACCUCUGUAUUCUCUCCAUGCAGUCAUCUAUAAUCGGGGGUCAAUGAGCAGGCGCCAUGUGUCAGGGGACAGACCCACGCACUCACAUAAACGGGAUAUGAUGGUCUCUCCUUCUCUGUGUCCAGCUGACAUCACACACAUGCUGAAUGUCCUCUUACACACAGCUCUUUGUCUGCGCAUGCUGUGUGUGUUUGCAAGAUGAAUGUGUUUGUUCUAACGGAUUGUGUCUCGGGUCAACCGCUGCAUCACUCCUCCAGACACACGUAACCACACGCACCCACACACACACCCCCACAGAUCCACACACGCGGUCACUAGUCCAGCGCCGUCACAUGCAGGAACACACACUUGAAGUAAAAUGCAUCCCCUGUCUUUCUCUAUCUCUCUCUCUUGCUUUUUACACACACAAACACACACUUACAGAAACACACAAAUCAUGUUGAGCAGUGAUUGCAGUUAGAGAGAGUGUUUUCCUGGUUAUCUGUCCAGUUCUCAGGACGUGCCAAAUGCGGCUCUUAAUCCAUUUCACUAUCUGUGGGGAGAGAUAAGCCAGAGCUUUUCCAGGAGUCCAGGCCAGGCUGUGUGUUGUUGUUGUUGUGUGUGUGUGUGUGUGUGUACGGUUGUGUGUGCAUAUGGCUGUGUGUACUAGUGGGCCCAUUUGAAACCCUGACGUUAGACACACACUUAUCUUGUCUUGACAGCCCCUCUGCUUGGUGGUCCCCCUGGCUGUGUGAGUCUGUGUGUGUAUGCGCGUGUGUGUGUGUGUGUUGCUGCUUGGUGGUCUCCCAGUAGUGUCUGGGAUUAUUAUAUGUUAGUCAAGUGCAUUCACAAGGAAAUUAAUGCUGCCACAGUUGCCACGCCAAGUGUGUACGCGUAUUAGACUUGCACAUUGUGUAUGAGAUGGUUAGCCUUUUGAUGUGAGCUUUUUUAUCCCUGGCUGAGAUGGCGGUUGGUGACCUAAGGGACAUGAUGAGCUCAUAAAAUGGGAGCGUGUGUGUGUGUUUGUGUGUGUGUGAAACAUUGUGCUUGCUCACAGUGAGAAAUCUUCAAUUGAUUUAUGAACAUGUAUGACAAGGAAUGAUCACUUCUUUUACAGCGUGACCAAACCGUCACAUUGGAAUAUUUUUGGUCUUCAUUAUUACGGUGAAAAUAUUCAAGCUUUUAUUUUGGUAAGUGUGUGCCGAGUGUGAGUUUGUGUGCGAGUGUGCGUCCACAGUGAGCAGUCUUUGAGAGUAAAGAGCUGGGAAUGCUUUAAGGGGCGUUUCCCUGUGGCCGAUGGGGGAUGGGACGUGUAUGUGUGUCCGUGCAUGUGUGUAUGUGCUUGCAUACUGGGGAAGGGUGAGUGAUUUAGCACCACUGAAACACCAGCUGUCCAUCCUUGUCUGACCCCCAUACACACCCUGUACACACCCGAAACACACACUGAUGCCCAUUCUUGCGCACGCUCUUAACACACAUACACACUCAUCUACUCGCACCUAACCUCUGAUCCGCUCCUGAGUGUCUCUCAAACCUGAAGAGUCAAAACACAAUCUGUUCAUCUGCCUUUCACUCCAAACACACAUAAGAAGACACAAACACACAGACACACACAGUACACCGAGCAAGACUGCUCCUUAAUUAGCUCUGCAGUUGUGUCAGAGCUUCAGCGUAUCUACAAGGAAUGACUCUGCAAGGUCACUCCUAGUGAGCACAUGUAUAUGCACUCACAUACACACACAGACACGCACAAACACACACACACAAAAGAGCUCUGGAGGCUUUCAGAAAAAGGGACGAACUUUGACCCCGCCAGACAUUCAAACAUCAAGGUGGUAGCUGGACUCCACAGUUGUGUGAGCAUCGGUGUCCGUGUGUGUUCGUGCUGCAUUGAAUUGUUUGUUUGUGCGAAUGGGUCAGAGUUGAGACAACUGGAGUCUGGCCUUUGCUUUCUUACCCUCAGGGCUGGAUUUGGUGUGUGUGUGUUUGUACGUGUGUGUGUGUGUGUGUGCUGACCAUUUGGUUGGAACUGUAGCUAAUUUCUCAAUCAGACACACACAUACCGUCUUCUCAAUCUGUCCCAAAGGUCAGGCCCUAUUCAUUUACUAUUGUGUCCAGUCCCAGUGGGUUGCUUUCCCUCUCCAGGCAGAUGCAGGCAGACUAUAAUAGCUGGUCUAACUGAAGUUACAUUUUAAUGAAGACCUGAGGCGGCUACUUGCAUUAAAAGAAAUGGCCAUGACUCUGUCUGAGGGCAGCUAUCAAUAAACAUGAAGACAACUAGAGAUGCGUUUUUUUUGUUUGCUCGAUAAAGUUUAGGUAUCUAAGACUGAUGACAUGGGGACUGAAAUUAUAACAGCUGUUAGAUAUUUAAUGAUGUAAUUCCUGUCAUGAUUGUUUAGUAGAAAGGAGACAGAAACUUAUCGUCUCACACCGGUCAUUUAAAAUAGGGUGACCAUAUUCUGAAUCCCCAAAAAAGAGGACACCACUACCCAGGGAAGAGUCACAGAGUCACGCGUAGUUAAUUUUGAGAGUUUUUUGGGUCGGGUCGAGUGUUUUUUACGUGCUUCUAACUCAGGUAGUCCAUGCUACACAAACUCAAAACUUCCAUACAAAACCCUGGACAUUUAAAGGAUUUUAUAAACUCCCCCAGACAAGGCAGGACAAGGCUGGACAGCCCCCAAAAAAGAGGACAUGUACGGGUAAAAGAGGACGGAUGGUCACCCUAUUUAAAACAUAAAAGACAAUGAUAAAUAAAGGAAUGAAUAAGUCACCUUUAGUGCAGACAUCUGGUUCUCUUGUGCCUCUGUUGCGUUGGAGAAACACUGACUUCAGACUGUACUAACCAGAGAUGUAAUGGUAUACCUAAGUCAUAAUUUGAUACAGUUCACAAUGUUGGCUACACAAUACAGCAUGAUUACGACUUUUGUCCUGAGUGUUAGUAAUCCAUUUAAUGCUCAAACAAUAAAGGAGAGUUGCUUUGUACAGCUGUUACUCAGUCUAUUCUUUUGUCUUUUUAUUGUCGUACGUCCAGGUGACUAGAUUUCCUGUUAUGACUACAAACUUGUUUUUAUUUAGAAAGACACAAAAUGGACAUCUGCUGGAUCACUAUUUACAAAAGUAAAAAAACAAAAAUGAUUAGAGGCACUGACAUUAGCAGUAUUAUCUAUGUGUGGGAAACACUUUCAGUGCAUCCUCACUGCAAAAUCUUUAUCUGCUACCGAUGUGAUGUAGUAGUCAUAACCUUGAAACAAAAGAAGGCAAAGACAGACAGCAGCGCUUUGCUAUUGAGAAAAGACACCCAUAGUAGUUUUAGUUUGUCUGAUUUGGGCUGUCUUGUUUGUACCAAUUUCUAACUGUCAUGUUGUUUUUUUUUUACUGUUUUAACCAAGUGAUGUUGUUCUGUAGAGGAAGAGACAAUAGGAAGACGAGCAGAAUGUCUCCAAACAAGCUGAACUGGAGUUAGCAGCUGCUAGAUUUGAAGCUCAUUCUCGUCUGCUGAGGCACUAGAGAAGCUAGCGCUAGCUGAAUGAAGCUUAGUUUUGCCUCACACUGAAUCUGCCUCAGUGCUGCAUUAUUGAUGCUGCUAUUAAAACUUAAUUAAUGACCAGAGAUCAGCUCCUCUCAGCUGCUCUAAAGUGGUAGUUACUGUUGGAAACGACCACUAGUACCUCUAUGGUAACAGUACAGUGCUCUCUGAUGUCGAGGUUAUAUUUUGGAGCAGAAAAACAGAGAGAAAGUUUGUCAUAUUCAAGUCAAGGUAACACAUUGAUAUUACCUGACAGUAAUUCUUAGCCUGUGCUCCCAUUUAGUUUGAGUUUCAUUAGUCAAUGAAGAGUGACAUAUUGAUCAUGAACAGGUGUGCAGUCAUGCUUUGCUGUCUUUAUAAAAAAAAAUGCUACCAUAGUGCAAAUAGCAGAGGCCUGAUUCCACUAAGAGUUGUGAGUUUUGUGAGCAUUAAACUAAGACAUUGUUAUUUACCUGGGCAGACACGCUGGGAUUCUUUGAUUUUUCAAGAUAAUCAUGUUUUUUUCUUUCCAUCUUGUAUCUUCAAAGCUCUCCUUAUUGGGAAUGAUACUGGACACUCAGUCUUGUGGUUUUGACUGAGCAUACAGGUUGUCUUUGCCGCCUUCCUACCUUACAGGCCUCUGGUUGUAAUAUGGCUCCCAUUAUUUUCUGCCAGCAGUGGCUUGACAGGGAUUUUGAUAAGGUGUCUCAGAGCUAGUUCCAGCUUUACCACUAAUUGUAUUACAGACUUCUUACCAACAUGCUUGAGGCCAAAAUCAUCCAAUGAGCAGGAAAAGAUACACUGAGAAUUUCUUCUGGGGAACUUGUUUCAGAUGAAUGACUGGAUAAACAAGAAAACAAACAGUGCUGUGUUUGUCCUCGAGAACGGGUCUGACUUUUUUUUGUCAUCAUUAUUAAUUUGGAGUUUUUAAUCAGAGAUUUUACAACAAUUUUCGUUACAUUUUCAUCUCUACUCAGUCAUGUAAAAAACAUGUACGUCAACUCUUUCAUUGGCAAAGUUAAUUUGGUGUUCGAAGCAUUCUGCACUUCUACAUUUCCAUUGAUAGAUGCUCCAAAAAAAGUAAUAAAAUUACAAAAAAAAUGAAUUUGCAAGGUAAAACAAGUGGGAUAUUGCACUCCACUGUUGUAAGGACAUGUGUCAUAGUUGUUUCAAGGCACCAUGAGUAUAAGUUUAGACUCAGUAAAGGCCUGAACAGAUUUUCUGACUGGGAUGGACUUAGACACUCACAUAAAUACAGUGUGUCAUUAUUUGGAUGGCGGCCAUGUUUGAUGUAUCCUGCUGUCACAGAUGAUGUUGAGUCAGAAGAUCAUGUGCUCCAGGUGACUACUUUGUUGCUGUCUUGACUCUGUCUCUGUGGUUGGUCAGUGGCGUGUGUGUGUUUAUGUGAGGUGGAGUGUAAUGUGUGGUCAAGUAGCAGAGGUCCAGAAAGGAUGGUGGGUAAUAUCGAGUGCAGGAAGGGAAGAAAAGAGGGUUGACAUGAAUCGGAGGAGAAGAGAGGACUCAGGCUACUGAAGAGUAUUGACUUUCACUGUGUCUCACUUAAAGUGAAAGUGUGUUUGUCAGUGAAAUCUGAUGGCCCCAUCAGCUGUCUGGGACGUGCCUGUGAGGACAUGUGUGCGUUUUUGUCAAUAAUCAUGUAAGAUGAUGAUCGGGUCAGAUCUGCUACAAAAACAGGUCACUCAUAGAGAUGAUCUGACAUGAUUUUUUUUAAGGAUACCCAGAACUGAACAUGGUCUUAUACAGUAACAGACAUGCUCACAUUAUCUUUUCAGUCCAGUUGAAUACACUGUGUGAAGUGUUUAUAUGGCGUGUGAUUUAAUCCUGUGUGGUGUUACAAACACUUACAAAUUGAAUCCAAACUGCAGAGAAACAUGCAGAAAUGUUGGUAUUCAGCCAAGUGCCCCUCUAGUCUGAGUGCAAGUAGACUUUCUUGUUUGAUCAGCUUCCCUCAGAGGCAUUAGUCUCCCCCUCCACCUCAAACUCUACACCCAUGCUACUGCCAUGCAUUUUGAUUUGAUUUGGGCCAGUUUAUUUCAGUGAAAUUGUUUAUAUGGAGUCUUUUUUUAUAAUGUAAGAGCUGUUCUGUUCAUAACCAGAAAGUUAUGCUUCGUGUAAACGCAGCUACUGAUUGCUAAUAUUUAGCACACUUCAACUAACAUUUUAACAUUGCUUUUGCUUUUUAUUUGUAACAAGAUAAUUAUUAAACUUUGGUCUUUUUUAACCAUGAUGUAAUCCUAAAAGAUGAGGUGAUAAAAGGCCUUUAUGUUCUUGCCUGGACUUUCCCGACAUUAGUUGUUUUGAGUGUGGCUGUGUGUGUGUGUCUUUGUGCACAGUCCAACAUCGUAGCAGCUUCAGUCUUUGCAAAGCUGUAUGUCCAUAAUUGUACGGUUUGUUUACACUGCUCCUCUCUUGAGUAUGAAUACGGACAUAAAUAAAUGAUAUAAAUGUGUCUGUCUGUCCUUCUGUCUCUGUGUCGGUCCCCUGGGUCAGCUCAGACUAAACAAACAGCUGUGUUUGUUAGGGGGGGGGGAAGAGCCACAAGAGUCUCCUGUUUAGUCAGCCAUCUCCGCACAUGCAACCACACAUAUGCUCAUAAGCACACACAUGCACCCUUCCACAUGCCCUCCUCUACCUGCCCUGCUCUGCUGUGAGCUUUCUGCCUCCCCCACCAACCCUCUUACUGUCUGCCCCCUCUGUUCAGUGUAAUACUUGCUCUCAGACCAGGAGGAAUGCCACUCCGUGUGACCUCUCACCUACAACAAGGAGGGGUGCCGGUUUGAGUCGAGGGAGCGAGGGGGCAGCUGCAGUCAUGUGCCAGGGCCUGGGAAGAAACACACACACACACACAUACACACACACACACACACACACACACAGAUGAAACAGCCACAUUUUAUAAUUCUUACUUUGUUUAUUUACAUGUACUGAUGGAGCUCUCGAUUUGGUGCUCUGCUUCUUUCCCUCCCUUUGUGACUGUCUAAAAAGAGUAGGAUGCUCUGCUUUGCUCUGCUCAAGUGUGUGUGUAUGUGUGUGUGUGAACGUGCGAGUGAAGUGCAGCCUGAUACAAAGAAGUUAUUGUUGGUGUGAGGGGGCCUAAGGGGAGGCGAGCCGUCUGAUUGGUUAAGACUAUUGUGUCUCACUUUGCCCAUUUUGCCUGUCACUGAGGAUGUCAUUACAGCAGCUCUGUGACUCUCUGCCUCCUAUGUGCUCAGAGAUCAACUGAGGUCUGGAGUUAUUCGCAGAAAUAUGUAGACUAAACUAUGAAAGUGUUACUCUAUAAGCUUAAAACUGAAAGAGUAAUGUCUAGAGUAGUUCUUAGAGUCAGUCAUUUGUGUCUUUUCAACUGUUUGUUGGCAUCGCCUGCUUGAAAUCAAUCUGCCCUGCAGCACUGUAGAUCAUAGUUAGUUUUAUGGAUGAUUGAUAUGUAAACAGGAUUAAUCAUACACUCUAUAAAAUUCCUGAAUCAAGUUCAGAUUUAUAGUCCUUUCAUUUUUAGUGACUGAAACUCAUUUGGUUUUGUUUUUUGCAGGCUUUUGGCCAAAAAAUUAAACUCAUGAUGUGUUUUUUUUGCAAUAAUGAUGUAUUAUAUCAAAUGGUUGAUUCUGGUAAUGUUAUCACAUUUUUAAUACAGUUUUUGGUUUCAAAUGUGCAGGUUAUGCAGAUUUUUAGAAAGCUAAGAAAGGCUAGGAUGCUUCGCUGAGCAUAGGGCUGGGCGAUAAAACGAUACAGAUAUACAUUAAAACUUUAUUUCCCUCAAUAUCAAUGUAAAACAUGGUCAAUAUGCUUUUCAAUAGUCGGCAUUCUGCCAUGUUUUGAAUAGCCAAUGAAAAAGGUGAGUUUCUCCAGGUCCACUUCGCGCUGAACCAAUCAUGUGCUGAGUUAGCACCAAGUAGCAAACAACUGCGUAGUAGCAAGCUGCAGCUACACCCAACCAUAGCACUUUAACAGCGCGACGUCGAAGAGACACAAAGACCUCACAGAUGCAGUAGCUAAUUGUAUUGCAGAAGACAUGCUACCAAUAUCGACUGAUAUGAAAAAUAUGUAUUGUGAUACAUUUUUUCCCAUACCGCCCAGCCCUAUCUGAGCAUGCAACAAUUUCCAUUCCAAGUCUUCAUCCGCCAAGCUUAGCACACUUUGUGGACUAACAUCAAAGGUCCAUAUGCCUGCGGUAAAACGUAUGUCACUGAUGUUGUUGUUGAUGAAACAGUGAAUGUGUGCAGAGAUCACAUCAUUCAGGGCAUGUUGAGAUCCGUCUGCUGAGCGGAGUUGACUCAGACUGCUUUUCUAAAUAUGCCAGUAGCUGGUAGAGAAGCCUCGCUCUUUACCUCGGAUAAAGGCGGGUCAUCAGAUGCUGUCACGUCUGUGAUUUUGUCAUUCACUCCUUUAGAUUUGAGCUCCAUCUGCAGUUUUCAAAUGAGCUCUAUUACACUCUUUAGGUUUCAUUGGUGUGAGUUGUAGUUGUUGUGGCUACUUCUGCUCUUCAGGUCAUUUUACUGUGAUCAUAGCUUUACAGAUGACUCUUACUAUGUGUUGUGUUAAAAGUUGCAGUUUCUUCCUCCUCUCAGAAUACUCACCGCACGUGUCACAAGUUACAAUCCUGUUAUCCUCCUUUGAAACAGGUUAACAACCACUCUGGUGAUGCCAGUGUUACUCCCUCAUCACUAAGUUGCAGCUGUGCUUAUCUUCCUCCAUGCAUGCAAUGGCAGAUCAGAUACUAUACCUACCAUAUGCGGCUAUUUAUGAGUAAAAGAAAGCAACUUGACUCAUUUUUUAGUAGAUUAAAAAAAACUAUUAAAAAAUGUGUAAUCAAUACGUUUACAUGUUGUUCAAAGGAAUUGAUUUAUUGCUUUGGUCAGACUAAAACUGGACUUUUAAAAUACAUGGGAACAGUUCUGACAUUCAUUAAGACUGAAGUUGCACUAAAUCAAACUUCUCAUUGUCCCACUGACAUACUUGGAUAAUGCGGUCGGGAAAUCAAAUUUCUCUGCCAUGUAUAUCUUAAUAACAGUUAUUUCAGCAGCACAGUGAGUGGGACUCCAUGUUGACUAGCGGUGGGAGAAAAAAUCGAUACAGCAUAGUAUCCCGAUAUUUUGUCUGGUGAUAUAUGGUAUCGUCUAAUUUAACAAGUAUCGAUUUUUUCAAAUGAAUUGCUAAUAUGAAGUCAAAUCUAUGAUAAUGGAAAUAUAAAAUCAACUGUGUGUCCAGUAAGGUUGGCAGAGGUGACACCAUAGAGCAGGAGAAAGUUAGUACAACAAAUAUAUAUGAGGUUAGCAAGAUGUGCUACAUGAAAAUAAAAUACUGUGUAAAAAAGACGAACAUAAAGGAGAGCCAAAUGCUAAAUUAGCUAAACGGUUGAUGAAAUUGUAUUAAUCGCAGUACAUUGUAUCUCAAUGCUCACUGUAGUGCAAAAUGUUAAACAUCGCAGUAACAUCGUACAGUGGCCCAAGUAUCGUGAUAAUAUCGUAUCGUGGGGCCACUAACGAUUCCCACCCCUAAUGUUGACUUUAUGUGUUUGAAUUGAAAAAGAAAAAAAUAAUUCCAGUGCAAUAAAGCAUCAUUUUAUUACUCAUGUAGGGACAUACAGGUGAAGUGGUAAAGUCUUAUUACCCUUGUAUAUAGAAAAUGAUGCAAUUAAUUUUGAGUAACUUACCAGUGAGUGGAGCUUGGCCGUUACACACCACUGUUUACCACAGAGGAAGUGUUUAAUCUCGGCAUAGCUUCUGUCUUGAAUUACCCAUCAUUCCACACAGGAAGUCAUCCCUUAGGAUUUAGAGCAGCUCAUUGGCUGUUAAUUGUUUCCUGUUGUACUGAAGUGGUACGAUUAGCUCAUAUGGUGCACAGGGUAUGUUGGGAAACACAUUUCUUUGGUUUUGUGCGGUGUGUUGUGCACAUGUACGAAUGGGUGUGUAAUUUAAAUUCCACGAUAAAUGCAUUGAUUAAACAGCUUUAUUUGUAUUUAUGAGGCACUCUAACCUGUAUUUGUGUGUUUUUUAUGCAGUUGUGUGUAUGUGUGUGUGUGUGGCCAGCCUCCAUGCUUGUGCACAUUGUCUUUGUGCUGACUGAAAUGCAUAAAGCUGUCACUGGAGGUUCGGCCACGUCCAUAAAAGGAACAAUUGCGACAUAAUCGCUGUAAUAAUCACUCUGAAAAAGUCCCCUAAUGUGGUUCUUAGCGCUAUUCACACAUAUGCCUGCACAUGCACCAUUAAUGCUAAUAGGAGGGAUUAGACGUACACUUUGUGUAGCAUGUAAAUGUGUCUGUCAUUACUGAGAGGGUGAAAACCUCCAAUUGCACCGUAAUAACAUGCCAGGGUUCAGCCAAUCAAAGGCUUUUGUUCAAAUUGAGUCAUCUAUGCGUGAGCGUGUCCGAGGAGACUGUGACAAGGAGGCUCAUGGGUGUUUUGCUGCUAUCUUUAGGAGCACUCCAAUCUCCAGGAUUACUGCUGUGGUCGUAGGAGGGAAUAUUUUACUUGACACCUACUGCUGUGCAUUAAAUCUGUUGCUUAAAGGAUAAAUGUGCUCUACUGUAGAUCAAAUGCUCGAUAAUGCCAAGCAGGAGAGCACAUAACAGAGUAAAGGGGAAAGUUUUUUCCCAAAUAAUCAGGCCUUUUGUUUUGCUAAAUUGUGGCUUUAGGCUGAACACAUAGUUUUGGGAUUGCAGCAUUAGUCUGAGAUUGGAUGUUUUGAAUGGGGCCCAAUUUUCCAAACUUUCCCACCCAACUUUCCCAGAAGAUGCCUCGGCUGGCACAGGAGCUGCCAGGACUGAGAAAGUGAAGCGUUGGCAAAGCUAGCAAACACAGAGUGAUAUAAGAAAAGAAAAAAAAGUGAAACACACACACACAUUUAAGGCAAAAGGCUUGAUCCCAGUGAUCCACAAACUGUCCCACCUUGACACCCCCCUCCUCCUCUUUCCUUCCCCCUCUUCUCCUCCCUCUUUUCUCUCCCCUGCCGUGGGUUUCCUCGGGCGCAUGAAUGGAAGUCUUUAUUCCCGGGAGAACUGGUGGGAAGAACGAGAGAACGAGAAACAGGGAUGGAGGGAGGGGGGGGUGGCAGAGAGAGGGGAGGGAGGGGAGGGGAGGGGGGGUCUGUGAGAGUGGCCGCAAGAUCAACACAGUGCCUCUUUUCUCCUCUGUCGCUUUUCCCUCCUUUUUCUCUGCACCCCCACCCCCCUCUCCUUCUUCCCCGUUUUAAGUGCUGUGGACACAAAGCCGUGUUAGUAUUCAUGGUGUUUGUUUGCAGAGGAGCUGUGUGUGUGUGUGUGUGUGUGUGUGUGUGUGUGUGUGUGUGUGUGUGUGUGUGUGUGUGUGUGUGUGUGUGUGUGUGCGCAGAGCUGUCAGAAACCCAGAUCACAGAGAAGCAGCGCUCUGAAUGGAGCUGGAGAGAGAAGGGGUGAAGGGGGGGUGGAGUGGGGUGGGGUGGUGGAAGAGGAUGGUAGUUCCCACAGGGGGAGAAUGGUCAGCUCCAGAAAAGAGAAAAGAAAAUGAAGAAAAGGAGGGAUGAGAUGAGGAGGGGAGGGGGGGCAGCACACAAGGCCACAGGGGCAGAGAGAGACGGUGUGGUGUCAAAGCCAAGGAGAGUGUGUGAAGGGGAGAGAGAGAGAGAGAGAGAGAGAGAGAGAGAGAGAGAGAGAGAGAGAGAUGGGUUCAUAUCAGUCAUAAGAAAUUGGGGAGAACAAGUUUUUUAAAGGGUAAAGGCACCUCUCUCGUUUUUUUUCUGCUGGUCCUCUUCUUCCCCUCUCUCAUUCUUUCACUAACCCCCCUCCUCUCCUGUCCUCUCCCCUCUCCUCCCUCCCCAUUUCUCUCUCUCUCUCUCUCUCUCUCUCUCUCCCUCUCAUUCUCUUUGUGUGUCUGUCUGGACAGCUGCCCAGUUCCAUACACAGGGAAAAAUGAAACACUCUAACCACCGGGCGUGCAGCCAAAUAAAAGGCUGCGAAAAACUAUUUGAAGGGCAGCAUGUUUGUGUGUGUGUGUGUGUGUGUGUCUGUGUUGGCGUGCAUGGAGUUUGUGUGUAUGUUUAGUCCUGUAUAUGUGUGUUUGUGUUGUGCUGGGGUUGUGAGAUUUGGGUGUGCCUGUUUAGGGUGUUCUUUUCCCAGUAUAAUGGUGCAGCCAGGGUGCUUAGUGUGUGUAUCUGUGUGAGUGUGUGUCUGUGUGUGUGUGUUAGAGUUUAGGUUUAUUCAACAGUGGAAAAUGAGAGGCUGCAGGAGAGGAAAGGACAGGAGGGGCCGUCACAUACCUCCCCUCACAUCAAACUGGAGGAGCGAGGAGUAAGAAUUUCAGAGCUUUUAACAGCCCGCCGAGUGUGAACGUAACUUUCAGACACACUCUCUCAUGUAUUUGUCAGUAAAUAUAUGCUGACUCAUUUGCAAAGUGCCUUCCAGUUGGGUGAUUGCAGCACUUAGUCACAUAUUAUCCCUGACCUCCUCUGCCGCGCUCUGACCUUAUCUGAUGGUUACAUCACGGGCUGAAAGGAAUGUGCGGCUCUAUAUCUGCUCCAGUUCCAGAGACGGAAGAGCUCUGACUGACUGAGACCAAUUCAUGUUGUUACAGUGCUCACCCAGAGGAAGACAUCCUAGAAAUGGUUGUUGACCUAGCCACAGAGCAUGACCCUUAACCCCUAAACACAGCCCUGAGAGCCCCGAGGGAGGGAGAGUGCAUCAAACAGACUGAGGACUGAACAUGCUGUGGCUCUGGUUUGUGUUGGCCCCUCUCCUUAUCGGAGCGUGAUCAGCGGGGACUCGAGGAAGACGGACAGAGAGGAAAAGGCCGAAGCCUUGUGGCUCUGGUGUUUGUGUGCUGCUCCAGAGGGUCAGAGUCCAGGGAGAGUGCUGAUUUCUUGAGCGCUGCCCCCUGCUGCAGACGAGCAGCAGCACAAGGAGGUUACAGCCCCAAAUCAGAGUGAUAUUAUCGACUUUAAUCACAAAGCACCUUUCAGACAAACGAGCAGCUUUAAGUGAUUCACAGGAAGAUGAGGAGAAGGAGGAAGACAACUUUAAAAAUGUGUCAGAAUAAAUAUUAAAUAGAGAAUAAAACAAUCAAAUAUUAUAAACUAACAACAAAUGUAACACCACGGAUGAGGAUAUUAUGUUUCAUCCCUUACUCUCUUAUCCUUGUGUUUCCUGUCACUCUUCAGCUGUCCCUCCAGUUUUAAUAAAAAUGGCCAAAAAAAGCCCUAAAAACUGGGGCUUAGAAUACAUCAUAACUCUGGAUUGAAAAGCAGAUUAAAAAACAGGUCAGAGAGAGCUUCCUGUCUCUCUAGAGGAAGUGAUUUCCAGACUGGCACUAUCACAUGACAUAACAUGACACGAUCAGAACAACAUUUUCUGACAUUGAUGCAGUCAUGCAGAGGGGGAAACAUUCACAUCAUUAUCUCAUGAACAAGGGAAAAGCUGCAGGAAUGACCGGAGCCGUACGUGCACUGUCUGGAAAUCAAGGAGAAUAAGGAGUCCUCUUUGUUCUGUGUUGACAACAAAAACCAUGGGAGUACCUCCAUCUAUUUAUAUUUGCUUGUGUUCAUAUCAGACUGAAAAUAUUUUUCCCUCGAACUGCUUCAUGGAGUGUUGGAGGUACAGAGGAGGGGAGAGGGAUGUGGUAUAAGGGCGGAAACUAAGAACAAAAAGCUGAUCUGGUGCCAAACCACAACCAGAGAGGAGGGUGAGCUCCCUAUUCCUGUCUUUUUUUCUCUCUCUCUCUCUUCUCUUUUGCUCUUCUUCCUCUAGUCAGAAAGGUGUACAUGCCCCCAUCUCUCUAUUAUCUCCCUGUGGUUGCUGUGUGGUUAGAGGGAGGAUACAUUUUAUAUGUGUGUGUUUGUGUGAAUCUAACCAGCUCGAUCUUCAUGUCGCUCUCUUCCUUGAACCUGUAACAGCAGGCACUCUUGGAUAGGUUAAAUGAGAAAGCUGUGUAUCAGGUGUCUGUCAUGUUAUCCCUCCGUGGACUCACAGGGUCCCUUCUCCAGUGUCAUCGUGAGCACAGUCACUCCUCUACACACACACACACACACACAAAAGGAUAUUGUAGCUGUUUGUUGAGGAUAAAACUGAGAGUGUGUAAGUGUGUGAGUGCAUUUUGUUAAUCAUUUACAGUAUUUGCUUGUAUUUUUCAAGUGCGUUCUCAUCCGCAAGUUGUGUUACUGAGCAUCAUGUGCAGUUUUUUUUCAUGCCUUGCAUCUGGCCGAUUAAUAGCUUCUGCAGCCACUGUGCAGGAGCAAAAUGAGUGUAAGUGUUUGACUAAUGACAGGAGAGCAAAGAGGAAAAGGGAAAGAAGAGAUUUGAUAGAAAUAGAGAGGAGCUGAAUGGAAGCAGAAGUGGCUGAUGAUUUAAGGGCUGAACAGGACAUUAUCAGGGUACAAAGAUGAAGAGUUUUCCUUUUGAAUAUGUGCAUGAUAAGGUCUUUGUACAUCAUAUACUUCCUGUUGUAUGUGUGUGUGUAAGAAUGUGUUCAUUGUGCAAGUUGCUCAUCCAUAUCUAGAGCUGAAUUAGUAGCCGGACUGUGUGUCACACAUUAGCGUUUUGUUCCGCUAUCUGUGAUGGCAGGAUUUCAUAAAUCCUUUGAAAUGUGUACAUCUACUGUAUGCAUGUGUGUGUGUGAGUGUGUGUGUGGUUGCUUGCCUGUGUGUAUAUGCUGAGAGGCAGGCCUGUGGUUAGGUUACAUCUCCCUGCAGCGCAGCAGAACAGUGUCUUGUUGCGUCAUACUGAGUCUGUUAAUAACAGGCUAAACCACAAAGGCCAUCCGCUGCUCUAUUUCUCAUCUUCCAGCCGAACACUGAUUAUGCAGCACGGAUACAUCCAGCAGGGUUUUACUGUGUAACACAGCUCGACAUUUGUUUAGCAUUUCAGUUUUACAUGAACAAAUGUUACUGGAGAAAUGUUUAACUUUAAAUUUGCAGCCCUUCAGAGUCUGUCUAGUUCAGAGCCCAGGGGUAAACAGUUUGAUAAUGUUAGAUGCAGCCGGAAAAAGAGUCGAAAAGUUUCCAAUCAAAUCAAAUGAUGUGUUGUUAAUAAUAUUUGGUCAAGGGCAGUCUGGGACAUGGCAGAGCGAGACUACCGUUUUUAAUUCUGUGUGCAGUCAGACACCCAAACUACAUCCCCCCCAGCACUCCCAGCAUGCAACAUCCUUGCCACAGGAAUUUAAUUGCUCUGUAAACAAGCCUUUUGUUUGUGGCGCACUGUUUGCUCGUGCACACAAGAUGUAUUUAAAGACUCAGUCCUGCUGUGAAAAGAGAAGACUGUAACAUCGGAGAUUUGAUUUGUGCUGACAAAAAUCAGGCGUAUGCAGGACUGGAUGCUGUGCUACGUAUGCGUGUGUUUUCUCUUUGAAUAUAGUCUGGUGUUAUGAAGACAGGAAGUAUAGCAGGCACAGAGUUUUAAUCACAUUUUUAAAUCAUUAGUCUGUCUUGCUGCUGUAAUAAGUUGUCUUGUGAUCAGUUUGUGUAAUAACCAGACUUCGUUUCUCUUUUCUUUCGUUUCCAGACGUACGAGCGCCAGUUCAGAAUGCCUGAGCAGAAGGAUGGAGGCCUGCUGCAACUACUGGGAGAUCACACUCCGCCCAAACACCAGCUCCGCAGCUCCCUCCUUCCCGCGCACACACUCUCACACACACAGCAAACACAGCACGCCCACGCGCCUCAGUUCCACCAACACCAAAUCAAUCCAGACUGGAUCACGUCUACAGCACCUUCUGCUUCCCCAACCAAUCCUGCAGAUUCACAGACAUCCAGAGAACUGGGCCAGUCUUUCUCACGAUCAGCUACACACAGCCCCUCGCCUCAGAGAUCUCUGACUCCAGACCUGCAGCUGCCCGUGGUAACAGAUGCCAGUAUACUCAACCUGACCUCUCUCAGCAGGUACGGCUCAUUUUACUCUGUAAUGGGUCUUUUUAUGGGCCGAAAGUGAGCACGAGAACAAAAACUGCACACUUGACAUCCACUAUGUGAAAAACACAUAGAAAGAUGAAACAUGAAAGUGAGAAAGUGAUGCAAAAAUGCAAAUUCAAGAGAAAGAAAGACUUCAGGAUGUUAAUAUUAAUAGGGAUCUAAGAUUAUUGGUCUUUUACCCUCAUUUUGACUGUCUAAUUAUUUUAGAAACAGACAUAAAACAAGAUGAACAAGAUUUCCUAAAAUAGGUGAUGGAUGCACUCUUUUGGUGGGUUGGUUUCAUUAGGGUUUCAUCUACCAACAGAAACCGAUACUAGAUACAUGGACCCAUAUCAAGAUGACAGUUCUUGAGAUGCACAGUGACAUUUCCAGUGUUUCGCUCCGCCCUCAACACGUGUGCCUCACAAGCUUUGCAAAUAGCUAUGUCAUUAUCUGCUCCAGGGUCUCAAAAACACUUUCAUAUAGACCACAUGUUGAAACGUGUUCGUGGUCUCGCACCAUACGUACAUAAGAAGUCACCAUACUGGCAGAAAUAUUCCUAAAUCUGCUCAUACCAGUUAUUAACUUAUUGCACUUGUAUGUUGUGUUAAUAAUAUUGUGCAUCUGUGAUAUUCAUGUUUAUACACAUGUAAAUAAUGUUUUUUAACAGUUGAUUGAAAACUGAAGAAAGCGCGUUAUUCAGAGUUUCGAGAGUUGGUCAAUCUCUCUCCACUAAUUUCAUGUGUCAUUAUUUCUCCUCUGUUUACUUGUCUCCAGGGGGAGGGGCUUGCAGGAGGUCAGUGAGCAGCUCUUUGGGAACAUCAAGAGGAAGUACGGCAGGAAGGACUCCCAGAGGAUGCUCAGUAAUCCCCACAACGCUGAAACACCUUGGGGACGACAGGCAGAGAAAGGAUCGGAGAGCCCGACUGAUUCAGAAGAGAGACAGAAGUACAGGCAGGAGGAGACGGCUGAGCGCUUCCAUGAGGAAAGAGAGGACAGGAGGAAAGAGGACAGAGAGCGAGCAAAUGCUGGGAGGAAAGGAGAGGAAGAAGAAAGAGGGAUGCCCAUGCUGUCAGAGGAAGGGAAAGGAAGGAAGAGGAGGAGAAGGCCUUCAUUCGACGAGCCGUUUUCUGGAGAGGAGCAAUCACAGCAGCGACAGGAGAGUAUAGAGAAGCACCAGCCUGGGCCGCCAGAACCCAAAGUAGCACACAAGACGGAGACUUACAAAAAUGAUUCUCGGCUCAUAAGUCAGGCUGAUGUCAGCAGAGAACGGAUAGAGAGAGGCGAUAAAGGUGACAAAAGAGAAAAGGGAGAGAGGGUGGACAGGCCAGAGAGAGGUGAGGUGGUCACAACCGGGACCGACUCUGAGUCAAACAGGGUGAAGAAGAACCCCACUGGUCGUCCUAAGAUCAGCACAGAGGCCCAUAAACACAGAGAACCAACCCAUAAUCACAUCAGCAAACCCAUCCUCAACAUAAACCCCAGACUUCCAAGUCCAAACCCCAGCCCAAGUCCAAGGAGUAGCAUCAGCCCCAUCCCAAGUCCUAAACCCAGACUCAACAUUAGCCCCAGUCCAAGUCCAAGUCCUAGACCCCGAGCUGCCCUGAGUCCAAGUCCUAGCCACAGCACCAGCUCUACAGCCAGCUCUAGACAAAGCAAAACCAAGGAUAGGUGGUCCUACCUGAAAGUGAAAAGCCAUGCUAGUCUCACGCCACCCCAGAGAGACAUCAGGGCUAGCCCCUCUACCUUAGCUGACCCACCCUCAGCCUUCCCCAUUACCCCUUCCAGCCCCCUCUACACCAACACCGAUAGCCUGACAGUCCACACACCCAUCAAGAGGAAACGAGGACGCCCCAAGAAACAGCCACUUCUCACCGUGGAGACCAUCCACGAGGGCACCUCAACAUCACCUCCAAGCCCGCUGGCACAGGAGACCUCUGCAGGGCUAAUCCGACGUAGAAAGACACACGCUCUAAACACGCUAGUACAGACUACCAGCGUCAACUCUGCCGGUCUGAAGCUAAAGCGUGGCAGGGGUUUUUCUAGACCAGUGAACAAGAUGAAGCUGGGGAAAAUGCAGAGCAUCCUGAAUGAGAUCCUUUCAGGCUCCAAUCAGAAUGGCACACUGGCGCUCAAGUCAUCCUCUGCCCCAGUAACCUCAGCGAUGAGCGCCAUGGCGUCUACUAUAGAGGCACGCCUGGGAAAACAGAUAAAUGUUAGUAAAAGAGGAACCAUCUACAUCGGGAAGAAGAGAGGGCGUAAACCAAGAGCAGAAACCCAAGGUUCCAUCCCUUCCAAAACCACUAAAGACAAGCCGCUGAUGUCCGUUUCCACUUCUGGUCUCUAUGAGAGCCCUGCAGUGCCUUCCUCCACCUUGUCUCCCAGCUCUGUUGCACCAUCCUUAAGAGCCAGCCACUCUGACGCCACUAUGCCUAGUCUGCAGCCCAUCUCAGCCCUGCCCUCCAAGCCGCCCAGCAGAGGCUUCCUCUCUGGAGGAUGGAAGCUGUCUCCUCCACGCCUUCUGGCUAAUUCCCCCUCCCACUUGUCAGAGGGCGCAUCGGUGAAAGAGGCAACACUGUCCCCCAUUAGCGAGUCUCACAGUGAGGAGACUAUUCCCAGUGACAGCGGGAUUGGAACAGACAACAACAGCACCUCCGACCAAACUGAGAAAGGCCCCGCCUCCAGACGCAGGUGCGCUACAUGAUUUAUUCACCUUUUAGACAUUACGUAGAUAAGAUAUUUUAUUUGUUGAUUUUUUUAAAGGUGCAUACACUCGUGGUGAUGUGAAAGUGAUGAUAUGUUGUGCUCAAACAGGUACUCCUUUGACCUUUGUGGGUAUGAGGCCACCGAGGCAGCAGCCUUAGAGGCAUCCAACAGAACCAGCAGAACUCGCUGUGAUCGCCAAGUAACUGCGGUAGACAACUUCUUGUCACAGCAGGAAAAGAAGCAAAAACACCAUCGAAGGAAGAGAAAGUGCCUACAAAGUCGGGAUCAUCUUCACUUUCUUUCUGAACUGGAAGAGGUCAGAGAAAUAAUCUUGAAAUCUCUGUGUUACAGUCUGUCAGUGUGUUUGGUGUCUUUCUCUAAAUAUUUCUUCUUCUCUACCUUCCUUUAGGUCGUGUUGAAGCUCCAGCAGCUACGAGUGUCUCACAGACGAUUCACGUGUUACCCCCAGCACCCAUACCCAUCAAUUUUCCGCCUCAACUUCCAUCAUUACUACCCUGUUACCUACGACUCGUACUCCUGUGAAUCCAGCUCGUAUCUCCGCAGAAGUGCUGAUCUGAAGGCGAAGAGGAGACGUGGCCGCCCGGCCAAAGCCAGCGAGCCAAUCACGUCCAAGCUGCCUUUCGUUCAAGGAUACGGUUAUCCGCUGGCCGGGGGAAAUUACUAUGCAGCACCGUAUGCGAUGCCUUACGCACCUCAUCUGAGUCUGGGCUACUUCCCCCCUCCUCCUCCGUUUUACCUGCCCCAUCACUCACUGGGCCCUGCACCUCCAUCUCCCUUCAUGAGGCCAGCAGUCCCCCCACCCAAGGCUUUCCACUCAAGCGGACACCCAAAGCUCCAGCCGGGCGCCAAGCUGCGCAGCACCAGUGCCCCCCUCCAGGGGCCCUCAGUAAGAGAGGGCCUCGGCUCCCUGGGAAGUGGCAACGCAGGAAGUCUUGCAGGGGUUCGCCUCCACAAAAGGAAGCACAAGCACAAACACAAGCACAAGGAUGAACCCCUUCUUUCACUGCGAGAUCGCCAGGAGUUGGGCGGGCUCUUCAGCGGAGCCAAGACAAAUGCACGCCUCAGCAUGCUGAGUGACAGGAGAGACCUGACCAAUCAGAGCUCCUCAAAGAAUCUGGAGAAGCAGAGGAGCAGCGGGAGAGCCUCAGGCCUGGGAUCCAGCUUGGGGAUGUUUGAAUCAGACCAGCUGUCCACUCACUCUCUUGCUGAUAGCCAGUUCCAUUCCCGUCAGACUCGACAGCCAAUUAACAGCUUCACGAGCAGCUUCAACAGCCAAUUGCAGCGAUCAGAGUCUGCAUCUGACCUCAUUACAGGGUCACACGAGGACAAUUGCAGUGGGAGAAGCAGGAAGACGAGGCUCACUGUGUUUGGCGAUCAGGGCCUACUGGCAUUCCAAACUGCUCGGCAGAAGCCAGGACAAAUUGACAAGUGCUCCAGUCCCUCCCUCACGGGUAAGAAUCACAAGUGUCAGAAUGACAUGUUCCUUUUUGUGAAAAUAAUUUAUAUCACUGUCCCUGUAAUGUCAGAACCCAGCACAGCAGAAUGUUUCUAUUCAGAUCAUUUCUUUCCUUGACUUUUGUGGUGUUUUUUUAAGGUUGGCCUAAACUGCAGUAACCACCUGGUGCUUACUUACCUUUACCUAACAAAACAUUCAAACAUUCAAUUUCAGCACUGAAAUUAACUACUACUCCGAUUGCAAGGUGAUCCGAUCGUACAAUCGAGGCAAACUAACUCUUUGAGGAACUGAAAAACAACAGUGUGAUCGAGAAACAAAACUAAAACUAAAAGUGACUCAUAAAAAACAACUCCUCAGCAUAAGUAGUGUUCUUAAUGUAUGGCUUUCUUUUGACUCCCCGGUUUGACUGCAGGUUACGUGGUACAUUGCCUCCACAAGGCUUGUAUGUACAAAUCCAGUACUAUGAGUGAACACUGGAUGUGCACGCUUUAAAGUAAACUAUAAGUUACUCCAUUUGUUUCAGAAUGGUAAAAUCUGUUUGUGUAAUAUCUUGACCUACCAUGGUCGCAGAUCUGUUAAUGUAGUUAUAUCAGGAGCAGAAACUAAUUGGAGUGUGGCUAGAAAUUUUCAAAUGUAAAAGCAUAUUUAGUCAAAGUUAACAGGGAUUUCACCAUUUUAAAUGUACAAGGCAGCAUAAUCUCAAGGUGGCCCCUGUUUAUAAAUGUGCUGUAUGCAGCAUGAUCAGGUCUCUGAGCAGACAAAGAAGCAGUGGAGCCCCAUAUACUAACUACCAGACUGAUGUGUAUUUGGUACAUUCUGUAUUCGGCUGUCUUUGAGCACAUCUGGCUGGGGAUAGAGAGAACGUAAUGCAUGGAUGGAGACAACUAUAAUUCACCAAUCUCUCCUUCCUCCCCUCCCUCCCUUCCCCUCCUGCCAAUGCCUUUGCCAGAGAUAUAUUAUUCACAAAGUGUGAUUUAUUUUCUACAGACACGCCGUAAAAGGCCCUUGCCUGUGUUAAAAGAGCUGGCUGCCAGCCAGAGGUUUAAUGACUGGGGCCUAGUCCAGUGGCAGGGAGGAGAAGCCAGGGGCUCAGUUAGAAUACAACCCCCACCCCAGGGGAACCAGGACGGAUGACUCAUAUACACGCUACCCCCCCCCCCCCCCACACACACACACACACACACACACACACACACACACACUCCCCCACACUCUACGCACAACCCCCCCAUCCAUGUUAUUCCUCCAGUGUUGUUAUUCUUCUACCUUCCCUGUCUUCACCUUUUCCCCCUUUCUGCUGCUUCUGCACUUCUUACCCUUGGUUUCCAUUUUUUGCCUUGAUCCCACAUUAUCCACAUGCACAUACCAACUUCCCCUCGUUUCUCCGCCUCUUCCUGCCCCCCCUUCCUUCCCCAGUCUCUCCUUCCUACUUCCCUUUCUCUUUCUGUUUCCCCCCUCUUGUUUCCCCUCCCCCUCAUUCCCCUAUUACUCUUGACAUCCCUCUUUUCUUCUGCCCCUCCUUUUGCAUGACUUACUGCCUCACUUCACAGCUUUAGCCCAAUUAAAGCACAGAUGCAUGUGCAUGCACAUAAAUGCAGCACAACCACAUGCACACACACGCACACACACAGUAGAUACAUUUCCAUCAGUUGUUGUACAGAUGAAAAAUUUCUUUUUAUCAUGGAGGAUUUAUCUGUUAGUCUAAAGAAAAUUUUGUCAUAGAGUGAGCUGAUAGACUUUCCACUUUUCAAUUAUUUGUGUGUUUGUGUGUUUUCAGACUUCAUUAUUUUACCAAUCUGCAGGUCAGACAAGCACACAAAUAUUUUUCACUAAAAAUAAACGUCUUUAGGUCUCAUGAAUAUCCUCACCGAAGCAGAACAGGGUACAUCACAGAUCACCGUGUCCUGUCUUAAACCUGGUAUUGGUCACUACAGGACCAGCAGACAUUAGAGCAUGUAUCUGUGUGUAGUUGUGGCUUCCUGCUCCACAGAGAAACAGGUCCUCAGUGCUAUACGGCCCCUCACACUGCUGAAGGUCACCGGUUUUAUGUUCCGUGUAUGCAGCUCAUAAAUUUCUGCUACUUUGUAGUGUGCUUGUGUGUGUGUUUGUGUAUGUGUGUUUGAGUGAAUGAGAACCGAGCGUGUGCACAUUUCGGUGCAGCUCAUAAACUACUGCUACUUAGUGCUUUCUGCAUUAGACUAAUUUCACUGUCUGCACAGAAUACUUGAGCAACAAUAGAGAUGUUCAGCUGAGAUUUAACUCAAGGGUGCGAAGGCCUUUCCUUGUUGUCGAGACGUUAACAAAAACGAUCCCACUGAGCAUUACACUCUGAAGUUUGAGUUUUCUGUUUAACAUUUCCUUUUUUCAGAGCUAAAAAACAGAGUAACAGACAAAAUUGCAAAUAUAUUUACUGUCUGUUUGUCUCAAGCCUUGUUAAAUCUCUUAUGAGCCUGACUAAAACAAAAAUGAACUAUCCUAACCAGGGCAGCAAUGUUUUAUGAAACAAAGAAAAUAAUCUCACAGCAAGUGCACAGGCUUUUAAAAAUUAAUCUGCAAUCCUGCCUGGCAUAUUUGUUAUGUAAAAUUCAGAGCCAAUUUGGUGAAAAGCAGUCCACUGUUCAAGCACCUGCUGCAGAGUAUCAGCAGGUUUGGAAAUAAACGGUUUGGAAAUGGAGUGAUAGGAGUAAUAUCUCAAGAAAACCAAAUCCAACAUGUUGUACGCACACUGCUUGGGGACUGGUGUCUGAUUGUGCUUUUCCUCCAUUUUGGCUGUGGCUCCGUCUGAGCCUCGGGAACAGUGCCCAGGCAGAGGAGGAGGGGUAAGAAAUGGGGGCAGAGAUGGGAAACAAAAAGAAUAACAGAGACCGACUGAGACCAGGAAGUGGUUUCUGAUAUGGAGACGGAAAUGAAGUAGCGCUGUGUUACCAGUUUAAUUGAAAAUCAGAGAGGAGCAUGUUGCAGAAGAAUGGAGAGGAAAAGAGACAGAGAGUGAUGGAGAAAGGAGGAAAGAGGAAUGAUAGAAUAGCAUGUAAAGGGCACACUGCCCAGUUCACCAGUGUGAAGGGAACAAUAUGGCCCCGGUUUCUUCUGCUCAGACAUUCUGAACUGCUGGAUUCAUUAUUUGUGCAUGUUGUGCAUGUGUGCGGAACUGCACAUGCUGUAUCUCUGUAUUUGUGUCUGUGUAUUUGUGUACAUGUGGGUAAAUGUGUCAAUAUGUGUGUUUGUAUUUGUGUGUGUUUGGCUUUUUGGCAGCCUGCGCUCCAGAUGCACAGGGUUGUUAUUGUGUGGCGACAUAUUAAAUGGUUGAAGGAGACAUUUCUGUGGGUUUCCUGCUCGCAGAAUGGGAUCUCCUCCUCUCUACUCUCUCUUCUCUGCUCUCUAGUAGACAAUUACAGGAUAGGAUCUGCUCUCCUGGCUCAGCUGGGCUUUCAAAGGCUUACAUGAAUAUGUCAAAAUUAGCAGGAAGCUCUUGUAGCAAAAAAAGACAUUCUCCCCCAUAAGCUAAACUGGCAAGAUGUCUUUCCUGGCCUCUCUAAGGCUGCUCAUUUUGACACUAGAAAGAAAGAAAUCUCUCUUGGCUCUUUAAAUAGCCCUUUCUCUUUUUUACUCUCGUAAGAUGUCUCAUCUCACUCAUGCUCACUCUCUUCUCCACCAGGUGUUCCCGGUAAGCGGAGGUACAAGCGACGCGAGGUGGAGCAGAUCCAGAAGGACGUGAGGAGGAUGCAUUCUUUGAACUUUGAGCAUGUGCAGAAGAUCCUCCGUGCCAAGCGCCUGCAGCGACAAGCCAAAACAGGAAACAACGUCAUCAAAAGACGGCCCGGACGGCCCAGGAAACAGCCCAUGGGGGAACCAGAGCUGACUGUCAGGAGAGAGGAAAAUCAGGCUGAUGGUCUGGGUUUGGACAUGUUGGUUGGUCGGAGAGGUGAUGCUAGGACUCUGGGGAUGCCGGUCUUGGAGAGGUGUGAUGACCUGCCAGGUAGGCAGAGCCUUAGGCCCAGCUUGAUCCCUGCGCCUCUGGAGUUCUCAAACCACGACUCCAUCUCAGCAACUAUUGAAACUGUGGUGCAUCAGGCGAGAUCUGUGCCUCCUCCAGCCAAAGCUGGGAAACGCAGAGGCCGCGGCCACAGCAGGGACGAGUUAUGGGCUCCCUCCAGUCUAUAGGCGCGCAGGAGAGAGGGACUCUGUUGCUGAAGGAGAACUGUGAUGGAGUCUGCGCUGUAUCAAGCCUACCAGAUGCAGUGCCCCUUAAAUCUUGGACUCCUCGGUGCACUUUGACUUGUUUCUGCUCUCUGAUCUGUGAGGAUUACAGCGAAGGAGCAGGAGGAGAGAGCACCUCCUGUGUCCUCCCUCUGUUUGUUAAACCAGACAUGAGCCUUUCAAGGAUUCAUUGGACCUUCAUUUACAAUGGCACUAUAUGGUACUAUUUGAUACCGAAUCUGAUGCUAUAAAGUGUGUGGUACUUAUGAUAGUUUAGGAUACUAUGUGAUUCUUUAUGUAUCUGAUACAGUGACGUGUAUGGUACUUUAUGAAACUGUAUCUGAAUGUGGCUUUAGCCAUAUAUUUACCAGCAAGGGGAGGGGGGAUGGUUAAUAUUAAACUGUGCAGCUCUUCUUAUUUUUGCCUUUUUGAGGAAGCUUGUCAAAGACAUUUGAGAUGAAACUGCAGUAAAUAAGCCACCUUACCCCAUUACUUCUCCCUGUUCUCGACUCCUUUCCCUAUUUGUACCUUCGUGUUUUACUCUUCCCUCUCGGAGUAGGAGCAACCAAUAUUUUCUGGAAACUCCUCACUCUUGAUCCCCUCCCUUCUCGAUACUAAUCCCAACCUUGGUGUGUUCCGCUCAACUUCAUCCCCUCUCGUCUUCUCCUUAUCAUAUUUUACAUCUCCCACGGCUUCUGCGCCCCCUCCUCUCAUCUCAUUUAUUCUCCCUCCCUGCUCAGGCCUGUCCUGAGUGGUGACAUCAAGGCAAUAUGGUGGAUAAAAAAUGUCCCAGACUGUACAUAGAAACAAAGUCCACUGUUGCCUGCUUGUUCAGUGAGAAACCAGCUCGUAGAGAUGUACUGGCACACAGUAUAUCGAAUAGAAAUGUUGUACAAUAGACAAUGAAAGUUGUGUAUUGUUUUAUAACCAAAAACAGACAUGGGUGCGACUCAAGACAAGUUUGUUUUCAGACAGAAAGAACUGCAUAUAAUCAUUCAUAUCCUCAUUAUUGUGUGUAUAACCAGGGGGCAUUGCAUACAGGAGGAAAAUCAGGUGUGAUUUUGGUAAACCUUAAAAUUGGUUUAAUGCACUAUGAAAAAAAACAUACACUUGCAUCAAUCAAAUGCAGCACUUACAUGCUUGUUCCAGCCUUAUGUUUUGGCCUUCGAUGGUGUGGAUACCCAUUCCAGAGAGCAUGCAUUAUUUUAAUCAAUUUGUAUAUGCAGGCUGCGCAGCCAAAAGCGUCAAACCGAAGCCCAGGUCUGAAUCCUGAUUGGACAGUUCAGUUGAAGAGGGCUCACAAACAGUGUUUUAAAAAGUGAAUCCCAUACUUUCUACUUUACAUGAUUUUUAAUCCAUAUUCUUGGAAGUUUUUUUUUUUCUUUUUAAUUAAAUCCAGUAUUUAGAUUUAGAAACCAAAGUCUCAGUAUUCAAUGUAAGGAUGUAUUAUUUAAAAGAAUAAAUCAGAGUUUGACAAACUCUCCAUCAUGUUGGCACUAAAGUAAGCAUUCCUGUGUGCACUCUAGAAUGUAGCCAUCUUGAAUAUUCGUGUCAAUAUGUUAAGCCUUCGUUAAACUCUACAAUGUAUGUGGCUUUGCAUAGUGGUUGGUAUUGUUUCUCAAAUAAGUAUUCAGAAUAUAAGCAAUGGAUCAGUGUUUGUUUGGCAACUUUGUUUUGUUUCAGGAGACUGUCUUCUUUGGCUCGGGUGGGAUUCUCAGUUGCAGCAGUUCAACUUGUGCCUUAUGUUUCUUUCUCACACCAAUUACAUUUGACCCGAGAGAUACCGCGUGGCAAAGAGUGCCCCAGAAAUUGACCCCAAAUAUUCAUGAUUGUGCAUAUGAAUCAUGUGUCUUAGUCAUCAGAGCCCUGACACUUUCCUGUGUCCAUUCAAAGCUUCCAUAGUCAGCAUCCUCUGUCACCUGGCACCUCGUCUGUCUCCUUGUGUCCCAAGAUUCUGGCCGAUGUCACUUAAACACAACUAGAAGGGCUGGACCGACGGAUACUAACGGAUGAAACUAAAGAACACACGCAUGCGCUGGCCUCUGUACUGCCCUACAGUAGCUCUGGAGACAGAAAGGUCAACCAUAUCGCAUGUGUUUCCAUCCAGAGAUAUUGAUAGUACUCUAUGUCCCAGAUACAGCUGAAGAUCAUUAUGGCCGACCAGUUCUUCACCAGUUAUUUACAACAUACAACUGGUAUUCAGAGAAGGGGCAGAGGAGGUUGCCAUUAAAACCACAUUCUCGUACAUUGUUGUUUGCUAUGCAUCAGGCCGUGCCUGGCAAUGACCUUAAAAGGAAUUUCUGUUCUGGGUCCACCCUUUGACAAAGAGAAAUAAGUGGUCUUAUUUACUGAAGAAAAUGAAUUCAUGUAACUCGAAUUGUGAAUAAUACCAGUAAUAAUUUGUAAUAAGUUGUGCAGAAAGUGACUAUCAUUUCAUGAAAACUAUAGUUACUGCAGUACUUUGCAGUACAGCCUUAACCAGAUGUAAACCUACAGUAUUGACGUGUUUGUUGUAAAUAGUGUUAGUAUGUCCAUCCUGCAUGGAUACCAGUUGGGCUCUGCUAUCUGGGACUGUCUCCGUAAACCACAGUGGACCUUCUUCCCAAAAUAAGACUGCUUACGAUCAAAAACAUUGAGGAUUUUUUUUUACACUAAUUGUUUUUUUUUUUUAUUUAGCAAAUUUCGGCUGUACACUGACCAUCAUGGCUUCAUCCCUGAAAUUACACAAAAUGCUAAAAGGAUUUACCUUCACGCCGUUAAAAGUUGUUGAAGGAUAAAAACCCCACUGUAGUGUACCUGACCAAAAAUAGGAAUCCCUACUGACAUGCAGCUUUUUUUGCCUGCAGCCAAUUGGGGCAGUGCAGUAGCAUAAAGAGUAAGCAAGAAGGUUGUGUGUAAGCUCUCAGAGGAAAUAGCCAAAAAUACAUUCAUCCUAAUGUUAGUGUGCCUAACCUUGUUUAGCUAGAUAACUUUCAUCGGGUCUGCAGUCUGUGGUGGUGAAGAUGAGGUCUAGACAUGUGGUUCUUAAAGUGUAGAGACUACAUGCUUGGCAGCUUACUCCUCCAUACUGUGGUCAGACAGCGGUCUCUGGUGUAAGAGUUAAAGACCCCAGGUGUUGUCUGUCCUGUCUGUGUCUCCUACCAGCCAAUGCUCCGGUGCCUUCUAACACUGACAAGUAUUGUCCUAAUCCAGAGCUUUCACUCUACACAGAGGCUGCAGAGGGGAUGUGGUUGCGAUGGGGGUCCAAGAUUCCUCUUGGUUUACUUCGUUUAGCAGCUAAUCUGGACCAGUGGCAGCAGGAGGCCUCAAGCACUGAUGUUUGGGUCUUUUAUGUUGCCUUUGGUCUCAGCAUCAAGGGCAGCGCAGCAGUGUUUGACCUGAUAUCAGUGUUUGGGGUUUAUUAACUGUGGUCCACAUUUAACAAUAACUAGCGCGGAAUACAUCGGCACAGAGAAUAUUUCUGACCCCCCACCCCCCCAUUCCCUCUGUAGCAUACUGUGAUGGGUGUGCUACACAUGGAGUGAGGGGUCACAUGAGACAGAGCCUCAUUAAUGUACAUGUUGUCAUCCUCACAGCAUAUGUUACAGUUCUAAGCUAUAAUGUUAUUCAAAGCUGAAAGUGCAGAUAAGGCAUUGAGAAAACCAAUAAAUGUUCUUCUUCAGAGCACAAAGUGAGCUCUUCUAACAGUGUGGGCAUAUUUUAGUUUGUAUACAUAGUGUAUUUGAACCUUUUUCUAGAGUGGGUUUCCUUUAUUUGCAUGCUCAACUUGAUUGUAUGCAUAAAUAUUUUAGACAAGCCGAAAAGUUGAAUUUCAAUUGAAUUUGGAGCAAGACUUGUACAUUGUUUGAUAUGUUUCUUUUUGUAAUGAAUUUUUUAAUUCAUGAAGCAUUUUUGUACAUUGUAUGAAUAUUAAAAACUGCAAAUAUUUGACAUAUAGAAGUAAAUACUAGAUGCGCAUGCAUAUGCAUAUAUCCUUCACAGUAUGUAUGUGUAAUUGUACACAUAUAUUUUGUAUUUGCAUUUGCUGGCAUACAGAUAUAUGUCUUAAGCACAUAUAUACAUGCAAUAUAUAUGUAUAUCCAUGUCCCUGGCAUGCUUUUGGUCAUGUUUAUCUCUCAUGAUCAUUGUAGGUUCUUUUUGUUUGCUUUUGUUUUGUUUCGUUUUUUUAAUUUCUCUUUCCUCAGAGACAAAAGCUCAUUCUUUUGCUACCCUUCUGUUGGCUGGCAGCAUUGAGCACUUAUUAAAAAGAUCUACAGUUGAAGUUGUUCAUGUUAUCCAUUGUGUGAAAUAAUAAAUGACUUUAUUGACAGCUUAUAGUGGCAUCUAUUUUCUCUUCUUGGUGUGAAAAAUCAAUAUAAACGUGUAAAAACAGCCUGGUCACAUGCAGACAUGGCUAAUUUAAAAGCUCAAAUUCUUCAGGCUGGCUUUGACUGUGUGUGUGUGUGUGUGUUAAAGCAUGUGCAGCUUGCAUAUGAAUGUGUGGGAGCUAAAUUACAGAAGGGUUCGCUGCACUGUUGGCUGUUGGAUGUCAGUAGGUCUCAGCGGAUGAGUACUGCUCCACUAUGUGUUCGCUCAUUGCGGUCAAAAGAGAGGGAAUCCUUUCAUCAGAUUAUGCCACAGCCUCACUCAUUCACACUCACACACUAUCACACACACACACACACAUACCUACACACUCUUACUCGUACUUGUUCAUUAGCCAAGCCUACAUCUCUAAAUCCUGCCUGCACUAGCCCAUCAGUGUCAGUUCAAGGUGGGCUGGGCUGCAGGCUGCUCUCUCAUUGGACAGAUCUGAGUGGGAAGUGCCCCACUAUUGGCUGCUGCCAACUAGUAAAAUUCUUCUGUUACCAUGGUUGCAGGGUGAGCUGCCCAAAUGUGUCUCAGUGUACCGAGUGGUGCUGAUGGAACUGUUGGCAUCCCCAGUGUUAUUCUGGAAAAAAAAUCCUUCUGAUGGAAGUCAGGGCUGCAGAAAGGCUGCACCCAAAUCACUCUCUGCUGAUGCCUGUAAAUGAGACGACAUGGCCCCACUCUACCUUCAGCACCAGAGAGAGGAUGGGAUGGAUCGCCAGGGCUGUGAUCACCAUAAAACAGCACAGAAAAACACAUCCUGCGUGAAGGAUGUACUGUGAGCCAGAGCGGCUCUUAAAAGAGAUAUACACAACACUUUCAGACGACAGGAUGAAAGAUAAUCAGAAUGGUCAUGUUCAGCAGACACAUCACUAUUUUACUCUGAAUGGCAGCAUGAAUCAGCAAUCAACAGGUAAGUUUGUCAUAAAUGUACAAACUUUGAACAUUUCAUCUAAUGACUUGGCCACAUUUUUCAUAUAAAUGUAAAUGUACAGCUCUCUACAUCUGAUCAACAGCGUUUGCCUCCAUGCAGGACAAAAGAUGCAGUGUGAUCAAACUGCAUGUAAACAUUUGUUACUGCUAGUGUAGUCCUAAUAAUGUGCAAACUGUCUAGCAACGUAUAUUAUUGCAAAGUAUUAUUAACCUUGUGUCACAAGACAUCUAUACAUGGCAACACAAUUUCUGCACACAGAGUUGCAUAUAAAUAAAAUGAGUAUAUUUAGAAUUGAAUCUGUGACGAUAUGAUGUAUGGAGAUACAGACCACAAUGAAAAUAUAGUGUUUAAGGAUCCUGCAUGUAGGGAGACGACAUGGCUUAUAAAAUUUGUGGUAAGCUGGUUUACAAUUUGGAAACUAAAAAAAAUUUCCCCUGUAAGGAAAGUGCUCCAAGAGUAAAGGAGGAUCCUUUUCCUCCAUAUGUGGAGUUUAAGGUAACCUGACAAUAUGUACACACAUAUAUUUAAGGGCAGCAUUUUCCAUCAAAUGACGACCAUUUUUAAGUGGUGUAUGACAACUAGGGGACCAAAGAGCAUUAUAUUAACAUUUGUUUGGUCAACAGUUGUGGGUUCAGUUCCUUGUCACAAGACAUUUCCUUAUCAAGGUAAAGAUGCCCGAAGAUAGAGCAGCAUUCAAUGUUGGCUGGAUUUCAGGUUUUACAGUCAGUUUAUCUCUUUUUUUUUUUUUUCAGGCUACCUGUGAUCACUUUUGGGGAAUUCAAACAGUGAACAUUGGUUUGUGUGUCAGCUUUUUUUCCCUGCAAAGCUUUGACAUGCAGACAGCAGAGAAGCAGGAGAGAGAACCUUUUACUUGGUGAGUAGUUCUCUUAAAUUAGCUCAUCAAACAGAAAAUCUGCUCACAUUUCAUACUUACUGGUUUAUUCAGACCCGUCUGUAUUCAAUUCUUUAUUUUAUUUUAUUUUAUUCUUGUAUGUUCAUCUUUUUAUUAUACUUCAUUAAAAAUUCAAUAAAAAAUAUCUGAGCAGGCCUUCAAGCCUGAACUUUAAAUGUUACACUGCAGGCAAUAUGUAAAAGUUAUGUUUCUCAAUAGGCAAAAUAAAUUUCAUGUGUUAAGUUUAUGGCCAUGUCAGAUGGGGGAGGCCCAAAUCUUUUGGCUUCAUCAUUUUUUGGCUCCAUCUUUUUUGUGGUCGAUCAUAACAGCCAACAGGAGGCAGCAUUCCUGGAAACACUACAGACUAUGCCCAGGUAAAGGUGUAAAACUCCAAUAUAGUAACAGGCCAAAAUCCGCAAGCUGCAUACCUAAAAUAUUCCGGUGUUGCUGGUGUGUAUUUAAGUAGAGCUUUGAAUGAGGGUAUAAUACACUAAGUGGGUCUUGAGUUACUGAUUCUUUGUCCCAUUACCAACCAACUUUAUAAGUAUUCAUAAGUUAAUGUUUCACUGCAGCAUACAGCAUGGCCUGCUUCCAAACUCUGCAGGUUCAGUUCUCCAUAAUUGUUAUUUGGAGAAAGACCAGCAACUUCUUUGGAUAGAAAUGUAAAUCGAGUGUCUCUCAGUAUGUAAAAUAUUAAAUUAACUCCAUAGCCUCUAGUGAUUUUUUUUCCCUGUUACAAUUUUAAACCAGUAUUGUCACUAUGUAUUUACAAUUUCAUCCAAGUCUUAAUUAAAAUUUGCAACAGGAUGCCCGAGUGUGUGCCAGUGAAUAUCAGUGACUGUUUGAGGCACGUCCACAACCACACAGACCACAAACACAUUAGACAGAGCCAUAAAUUUACAACAGAUAGUCCUGCAGUCCAGCCAACUAACCAGGAAGCCUGCCAUCUAACCAAGCAUCCCCACAAUUCAUCUUUGUCGCUGUUUUCAGAGGGUGACUAUUGCUUGUGUUUAUGAAGAUGGAUGGAGCAGGCAACAUCUAAGCACAUCCCCUCCUCUCACUCCUCCUUUCCUAUUUUUCUCCCUCUGCAUAGUGAUGGCAGUGUUUGUAGACACCAUCUGGUGGUGAAAAGUAUGAGUGCGUCUCAAACCUCUUAGAAACAAAAAAUUCCUGCUGUCACAUCCACAAGACAGAGAGCAUGAUCACUCACUGCAGGAGAAGUAGCAAAUUUAACAGGUACAUGGAUGCAGGUUUCCAGUUGAAGAUGAAGAAAAAAGAAAAUUGAAUGAUAAAAAUGUGAACUUUGACCUUUUAGACAGUCAAACCUGUACAGCUCGGUGCUUUAUUCAUAGCUUCACUGGAAAGAUCAGUGCAGGAAUUAUUGUAGCUGAAAGUUGGUCAUGUCUAUGUCUUUGUGUGCUGCAUAGGAAAAAAAAAUCCCCACCACAGAUAUAACACAAUGUGUUCUGCAUGGAGCUGGCCACUGUUGCCACGGUGACAGUGUGACUCAUGGCAGUUUGAUUUGGAUUUAGAGCUGUGCUGUGUUUAAUGUGUGUGAGUGUGAAUUCUGUCUGUGUGUGUGUGUGUGUGUGUGUGUGUGUGCAUGAGCAUGUUAGAAAUGUGCCUGCCUGUAUAUAUAAAUAAAAAGGUGAGCGUAUUAUAGGAUUAUAUUUGUGUGCUGGUGGGAUGAAAAAAAAAAGGAAAAAAAUUGAAAGGGAAAAUUUCCUGAGCGCUGUAGUAGAAAGUAAUUGUCCAACCCUCUCAUGUCUGCUCGGUCACAGUUAGAGCCUUUGUUAGCAGAUUGGCUCUGCCUUAGUCUCAUUAAUGAUGCCAACACUUAGGUAAUGUGCCUUUUUGAUGAGAGUAGGCCACUUAAUCUCUCUAUUCAGGCUCCAUCUUUCACACACAUACACACUCUCUCUUUCUCUCUCACACACACACACCUCCCCCUCAAUCCUCCUAAUAAGCUGUCUCUCUGUCUCCUGUAAUUUGGCAGACGAGUCUAUUAUAUGAUACAGUCAUAUUUUAUUAAUGGACCCCCGUAGCGAACACACACACCCCUUGGUGGAGGAGAUUAUGUGACGCACAGGGAGCGUGUCUCUGUGUUAAAAAUGAUUUCGGCUCCUCAGUUGGUUUUCAUCUGCACCGUUUGUCUGCUGUGUUGUUAGCGCCGGGCUGGAAGGCAGAACCACAGGCAUUCCUGCUGAAGUUGGCACUGUUCCUCCACACUUCAUUACACUUCCAUCAGCUUGGUGAUGGCAUGGAACAGAGCGGCUUCAAAGGCCGAAAACUGCAAAAUAAAAGGCAACGUUCAAUUAUUGAGUUAAACAUUUGGUGGAAAUAUUCUUCUUGUCUCUAUCUCUCUCUCUUUUUCUCCUCCUCAGUGUUGUACGGAUAAUUCAUCCCAUAUGUUUCAGCGGUGCCAGGCAUUUCAUUCUCGAUGCUGAACAGCCCUCCUCCAAACUGCUCAAAUACUUUGUACAGCCUCUUGAUGUACGACCCAACAACUGAGAUAUAUAUCUAUCUAUAUAUGCAGUAUAUUAUGUGUGUGCAGUCAUAUUAUAGACUCACAUCUUUUCUGUAUUCCUCUGUAGAUUCUCCAAACUAAAAGACUCUCACAGCUCACUUAGUCGACCAUAUAAACAUACUAUUAUUUGUUAAUUAACACCAAGUACAGCUGAGGCAGUGUCGUAUGCCAGACACUCUGCAAAGACUUGAUGACAAACCACAGAGUAGGAGUUUAAAUUUUGACCCAGUGUUGAAAAAAUAAUCACAAUUCACACCAAAGAGAGCAUGAAUGUGUGUCUGUACCAAGUUUUAUGGCACUCAGUGCAACAGUUUCCAAAUGUGAACCUCAUGGAGGAGCUCAAUCAAAGUCAGGGACUCACCAAAAUCAUGAGGCUUCAUCCUCUGGGGACCAUGAAUGUCUGUAAUUUAGUUAAACAAGGAUCUCAGACUCGAGUGGUUGGAGUGACAGACCAGUAGAUUUCCAUUAAACUAGCUACUAGACCAGAAAGAAGAGGGUCAGAUGUUAUGAUAUUCUGACCACAAUGUUGUGAAGUACUCAAUCAUGACAUACUGUGGAUUUAUGGCGAGAAUUUUGAGCACAGAUUCAUCUUUGGGUUUCCACCUUUAAUGAAGCAUGUUUAAUAUGACCAGGGAUGCACUGAUCUGCUUUUUUAACCUCCGAUACAGAUAUAUACAGUUUAGUAUCGGUCAAUACCGAUCCAAUCUGAUACAGAAAAGCCGUGCUGAAUUACCUUUUGUUGUGACCUGAAGUUUUACCACUGCCCCUCGGAACGUUUACUGUGCAGGUAUUUCAAGUGGCCGUUGAGCUUGUAGGCUGCGGUAUUGACAAAGUUCAAGAUAACAGACCCAUUUGCUCGCUCCAUUUUGAAAACAAUGUGGGCAUCCGCUCAGCUGUUUACUUGUGUAUGCCACUCACAGCGCAUAGUGUAGAGUUAGACUGAAUAGAUCGGCCGCUAUGCAUCAGGCCCAUUGUUGUGAUACCCGAUCUAGAAUUAUCUUCAGUAUCGGGACUGAUACGGAUAGCAAAUAUCGUAUCGGUGCAUCCCUAAAUAUGACCUUAACCAGUUUCCACAUUCAGUUUGAUUAAGCUUUAUUGGCAUAAAAGUUGGGACAGUAGUCCCAGAUGAUCAAAAAUAUAACCCCCAAAACAGCCGAAAACAAAAUAAGAAAAUUAAUCUGUCAACCACUCCUUUUUCUUUUCUCUGUUGAUCUAUCUCUUCUAUUCUCUCUCCCUUAUUCACUCUUUUUGUGCACCCCCCACCCCCUUCUCUCUUUGUCUUAGUCUCCUCAUUCACUCGGGAACACAUACAAACAAGGUACACACACACUUUGGUCAGUAUAGAGGUUUGCCCGCCGCUUCAAGCAUGAAAGAGAAAGCCUCCAACAGUAAAUAAACUCAGACUCUCAAUUACUUACAUUUGCAUAUUUAUAGAAUUGUUUGCUGCGUGUGCCUUAAAGCCAUUUUUCUGCAGAUCGUCACAAAUGUUUGGCCAGAAAAUCAGUUUUGUUGUUAUUCAAUAUAAUUAUCCAAUCAUGAUACUGGAUGGAUAAUCAUAAAAGUGCUUUUAAGGCAAAUCUGCAUCAACCUGCAUCCUUGUAAUCUCUGCUUUCACACCAAACUGGAGUAAAAAAAAACUUUAUUAGACUUGUUUCAGCUUCCCGUUUUUAUUAUUAAGUGAAAACAUGAGCAGAAAGUCUAUUUACUGCAACAUGUCUGUUUAUGAUGGUGAUAGCACCCAAGCUAAUUUUCUCAUAUCUAAACAUAACUGCCUACAUGCACAAAUCCCUGUGUGUGUUUGACGUGUGUGUUCACAUUAAGAAGCAGAGUGAAGCUUUGAGCUGUCAGGUACACUUGCAGAUUUGACAUUGUGUGUGACAAUCACGACGAACACGCUGAGAACAAACAACAGAUCAGAGUCAGCAGACUGAGACUGAGUGGCUGCUCAUUAGACACAUUUUGACAAUAUUUGUUAAUGCCUGUGUGUAGAAAUAGUCCCAGGCAGCCAUCAGAUGAAAACACCUGUGCGGAUACUUUGGUGUGUCAGCAGAGGAAGAGGAAGAAGAGAGAGAGACAGCUAAAUUUGGGGCUCCCCAGGCGGGUAAAUGUAAAAAAAAAAGGUUCAUCAAAUGUUUUACGCUGUGAGAGAAAAACUUACACCAUAGAAAAUUAUGAUCAUGUUUUUAACCACUUGUGAUACAUGGGUAGUGUCAUGCGGAGUAAUGCAUUUUCACAGCCUAUGCAUCAUUUAUGAGUCGAGAUAGAGAAAAAUGAAGCAAACAAAAGUAAUUCAGUGUCUGUCACCAUGGUGCGCCCCUGAUACAUGUGUUCUGGGCUGGAAAGUGUGUGUGUGUUCUGCAGAGGAAGUGGGUACAGUCUGACCUCUGUAGUACCUCUAUGUUGAAGCUGUAGGUUGUUUUUUUCUCAUUUCUCUGUUUCAGUCGCCUCACCAGCACAUUACAUAACUACAUUAUUAUUCUCCAUCCGCAACCUCUCUCUGACUGACAUAGUGGGGAAAAUAGAGAUCCAAACACGGCAGUGAUAAUGACAUCUCUUUAUGUUUGAAGUCUUUUUGUCGCUCCUUGUCUCUGCUGUCUCCUCACAGAGUAAUCUUUCUCCAUUUUUCUAUGUUACACCACAAGCUGGUUCACUUCUGCACCCAAUGUGGUUUGCUGCCUUUCCAUUAGUUCAUCUCUCUCUGCUUUGAGGAUGUGCUCGCAUGUUACAUGUAUGCAUAUGUGCACCGUAUGAAUGUGUGUCUCUUUGUGUGCAUGUGUGAGUGUGAGUCUCAGAGCAGUAUUAUUGUAAACAUAUCAUUUGAUGGGGAGAGAGGUUCAGGUUGUUGGCUAGCUGCCCCGCUUUCAUUUGGAACAGAACUGCCAACAUCUGGACUGUGUCAACACUCACCAUGGUGUGUGUGUGUGAGAGUGUGUGUGUGCGUGUGUGUGUGUGUGCAUGCAUCGGGGUCCCUGCUUCGGCCCCAGGGCUGUCAGCCAUUGGAUAGGGAACAGAUUUGCUCAGAUUAAUCAAAGGUGUAGCGUUAAUAAAACGACCUGUGCUCCUCCAUGCCUCAAAGGUGGCCAUUUUGAGAGGCUCUGAGAGGGUCUCCUAUCCUCCAAGACGGGUUGAAGUCACACACAUCAUAAUCAAGCACACAGUCCCAAACUAGCGUUGCCUUCUCUGCAGAAAUAGUCAAGAUUCGACAAAAAUGUGAAUACAUAAAAGUCGCAAACAAUCCUUUCCUUGUUUGCGGUUUGUUUGUCAUUUCACUCACUGUAGUGGGAAACAGUACCGUGCUCUCUUUGGACAGGGCAGUGAAUCUGAUCCUGUACUUAUAACAACACAAACCCAGAUCCGAAUCUGUGGCCACCCAGAAUGAAAAACCCACAAAUCCAACAGAGACACAUAAAACACUGCGUCAUUUAUAAAGUGAGAAAUGAGCUGCAGCCUUCUUCAUUAAUUUAUUUAAACUCAGGUCAGGAUGUGCUGCAGGAUUUGCAGAACGUGCUGAGUGAGACUACAGUAACUUCUUUAAUUUAUGUGACAGCAGAUGGAUUGGAAUAAUUGCUGUACACACUCUGCGGUGAUGGAUCGUAUGUAUGUGUGUGUGUGUGUCUGUGCUAGAAAGACAGAGUGAGAAGAUGAAAUUAUUUGGCUUGUUAUUUUAACAUUCCCCCUUCAUAACUCUUACAGUAAAGUUUUGACUGUUAUUGUGCAAAGUUGAGGCUAGCGUUUCCUUCCUUCUGUGGUAGAGUAACUCCAUCUUAAAACACACACAUACAAGAACUUUAUAUAAUCUUGUGGUUUCUCAAACCAUGAAACGAAUGCUUUGACCUCAGGAAAACAUUCAAUUCCCUCUUCUCUUUCGCUGUGGUGUUUUUAUGUUCCACUGUUUGUGCAUCGGUGUGUGCGUAUGUGCUGAAUGCACACGAGUAAAUCUGUGUGUAUAACGCAGACACUGGUAUGAGAACAGCAAAUAAUCUCCUUCCAAACUUCAGCAGCAGUCUGGGCUGUUGGCUCUGGCUGGCCAUCUCAUCCAGCCUCUCUGGGCUGCAGAUAUGUGAGUGUAGAGCAGUGUAUUAUGGGUAGUAGUGCUGGGCUAAGAUGUAUUUGGGUUGGCUGGCUGAGGGGAUGAAGCCUGUUUGCCUACUGGGGCUGAAGACUCUGCAGGGGGGCCCUUCCUAAUCUGCUGCACCAUCCGACAG
Messenger RNA from Xyrichtys novacula (pearly razorfish), 48211 nucleotides. NCBI's taxonomy places the organism in Eukaryota, Metazoa, Chordata, Actinopteri, Labriformes, Labridae. The record is from the annotation of a GenBank genome assembly.